AAGUCGGGUCUCUGUUACGUUACGUGCCGCACGCGCUCUUCGAACUUUGCGUUUUGCGUCGUCGUCCCGCGUGCAGUGUGUGCGUCAACCGCGAAGUGCGUCUCGCGCCCCGUGAGCUUUUAACGCGGUCCGAGUGUCCGCGGCGCGAUCGACACACAACGGCACGCCGUUCACGCCGGAGAGGUUUUCACCGCGCCAUCGUAAUAAUAUCGAAACCAUCCGAUUGUCGCGAUACCAUAGGUACACGUUUGCAAACACAACGGUUCGCAUUUCGCGCGUUUUGGCGAUGCGGGCUUACCGCUGUGACCGGCGUCCGCCCGCGUCGUUCGCUCGUUGUCGGGCGCCCUGCGGCACCGCCGAAACGUUUCGUUUACGCACCCGGCCGGCGCGCGCUGCACGGUGUCUGCGUGAUCCGCAGUGACCGAUCGGCCCGGCAAACGGGAGUUCCCGACGCCCGCGUAUCGGUUUGCUGAUUUUGCCGGUUGUCGAAAACCGCGUUCUCGGUCACUAACCGAACGGCCGGCGACGUUGCCGCGUUCUGUUACGACGGCAAACGAUACCGCGAAAACGGUUCGUUCGUCCGCGUAACAGUACAAUGCAGUACGCGCAGUAGCCCCGGGUCGCUGAAAACCGCAUCGCCAAAACGCGUCUAUUAUUAAAAUUAUCGCGGGCCGCGCCAUUGUCGUGCGCGUGUGCGCGGUAAGUUUUUUGCGUUUCGAACGGCACCCGUUGCGGAGCUCCCCGGUGCGCGAAUCCGCUUGACGACGACGGCCGGUACCCCGAACACAACCGAUUUGGUAAUACCCGGCCGGACGGGGUGCGCCGCAAGCCGCAGACGACGGCAGAACCCGGUGCGGGGUGCCGAAAAUACGUAUCGCACUAUUUUAGUAACUGCACAGCGGGCCAGAAUCCUCUAACCUCCCCGCCCCCCCCCCACGAAAACCAGGUAGAAAUUAUUAUCGCCCGAAACCGUCAUUUUGACGUUUAUAGAACUUUAAUAUUUAAAUCGUUUUCGAGAGGUUGGGAGGUGUAUUUUAUUUUUCAAUACGAGAGCAAUAUUUUUUCAGCGACCUAUCGAUUUAUUUGUCAUCGACCGACGCAUACACAACUAUAAUAACACUGUGAUGACGAAAAUCUAUUACUGUCUGCAGAAUCCUUAUUAGCACAUUUUCGAUUGCGUUUGGGUCUGUCUCGAUAUCCGGUCAAGCAUUUAUUUAUAACGUCUGUUUUAACGAAACAUGAUGAACAAUAUUAAUUUAUGCAUUGUAACAUAGGUAACCUAUUAAAACAAUAACACGUGAUAUCGUUUUUUUUUUCUGAUUCGUUUUCGCCUAUUUUUAACAAUAUCUGACCCGCCGUGUGCUACGCCGGGCGAUAUAUUUUUGCCAUUGUAAAUGAACCAGUGAGAUUAUCAGCCAUAGCCCAUGAGUAAUAUACGAAGAUUUUACGAGAAAAUCAUAUAAAUUAAGCUUUUUUCCAGUCACCGUAUUUAGUAUCAUUAUAUUGUACACGACCUAUAAUGAUGUCGCACAUGAUAUUCUCAAAACUUUACACUUAUUUCGCGUUAGAUGUUUUCAAAUACAGUGACGCAGAUAAUUUUUUAUGAAAUCAAAAGUCGAUAACAUGUGUUUGUGGUAUAUAUAUAUAUGUACACGGAAUUAGGGUGACGAUUUAAAAAUAUUGUAAAUAUAAUAUUACAAUUUGUAAACUAUAUUUUAUAGAAUUACCGGGGGGGGGGGGGACGGAGACGGAAAUUAAAUUUACCCAUAAUUAUCGCACAUCAGAUAACCAUAUAAUAUAAUCGCGGGUUCGUGAUAAAUGAAUCACUCUGUACUCUAUUUACCUACGUAUCGUUGUGCCGCCGUCGUUGUCGUAUUCAUUGAAAUUAAUAUAAUAAUUACUGUUACUAUAUUAAGUGUUAAAUAUUAUUAUUAAUAAUACUGUUGUAGUAUUUAGGCAACGUGUUUUUGUUUCGUUUGCACGGUGCUAAAUGCGCCGAGUAUAAUACGAAUAACAAUAUAUAAGCCAGCCACGUUAACAUUAUAUUAUUGUACUUAGAGUUCUCGUAAUCUGUCGACAGAUUUUUCUUAAAAAUCGAUUAGAAAAAUACAUUCACGAAGUUUAAUGACAAAUAGGUACCUAGAUGUAAAAAAUAUUAUCCGCUCAAUUAUGGAUAUUACUCUGCGAUAAUGCUUACAUAUUAUAAUAUUGUAUAUUUUGACGGUAACGCGGGAAACUAUUAAAAAUAGAUUAGAUAAUGAUGUUAUUAUUGUAUCUCGUCUCCUACGACUGUACGAGUAUUUCUGUUUAACGUUUUAAAAGUAUACAUAUUAUUAAUGCAUUUUCAUUUUUCGAAUAGGAAAAUAAUUCUCCGAUAAAAAAUAUCAGAGAAUACCUACCGUAGAGGUGCGCACACGUGGUUAUGCAGGCGUUAUGCCGCUGCUUGUGCACAGUCUGCAGCUUCAGGUUGUUGCCCGAAAUCGUUCGAUAUACUUACUUGCCAUUAAACUUUGGUUAUUUUCACAUUCGGCAUUCAUUUAAUUCAAACUGUAGUACAUUAUGAUUUAUGAUCUACCGUGUUUAAACUUAGCCGUAGUUUGCGCAUUUUAUUUUGGUGAGGAGGCCAAAUUAUUAUAUUCAAUUGUAUUUCAGGACUCGAUUUUUCUAAUUGCAUAACCUGUGGUUAAAGUCUGCGCAUUUCUACGUUACCUACUAUUAUAGGUAGGUAGUUAAAAAAUAGUAAUAUUAAAGUGUUGUGCACCAUAUGUAUUGAGCUCUGUGUUUGUAUACAGCACGCGGUUAUACACACUCGCGAUUCGAAUAAAAAACUUAUAUACCUACAUGACGUUAUUAAAUUCGAUAGAAGAGCCUAUAUAUAUAUACGAAAAUCGUAUCGUUUUAAUAAAAAAAAAAAGAAAAAGAAAACGUACUUCAACUGUUCAAUGUAGGUUUCAUAGAAUAAAAUUACGAAAAUAACUUGAAAUUUAUUUUACAGUGUCGCAUCGUAGACUUUUUUUUUUUUGGGGGGGGGGCUGUUCAGUUACAUAUCACAUUACAAAAAUAAUAUAAUAGUUGUAAAAUAAAUUUAAACAAUUUUUUUAAAAAGGCGCAUUUUCUCAAAAAAUUUGAACGAAUUUGAAUGAGCGACUAAGCGAUAAUAUUAUUAGUUAAUCACAUAGUGACCCCCUUGAACUGAAUACAAUUAUUUGUUCGCUUACCAUGUCUCGUAAUAUACCGCCAAUGUAAUUACCUGUAUUUAUUUAAAAAAACAAUAUAUUCAUGUCAAUUGUUAGACUACAAAAAUCGUCCUUUUUUUUUUAAGUGUAUUUUUUUUUCUUUUAGUAAUAUCGUGUAUGUAUAGUUGAUGCAAUAUUCUCAAAAGGCUAAACCGAUCGACCGCAACGGCAGUAGAAAAAAAAUAAAUAUAACCUUUUUCAUAAUAGUAUCGAAUUUGUGUUGAAAAAAACGAAAAUCCCAAGACCAACAUAUUGCACCUACUGAUGUUUGUGCGCCCGUCAGUUUUGAGUGGUUUCGGGUGGUCUCCCGGGAUAAGCCAUUUUUUUUCUUCGCGAAAACUGCUGAUCUUGCGUGUGCCGAGCUGUGCGUCCAACGAGCUCGAAAUAUAUUUUUGCUACCGUCGCCGGGUAUUGAACAUGCAUGUAGGUACGCAAUAUGUCCGCAGCUGAAAUUGUGUUUAUUUGCCGGGGUGAAACCACUUGCUCGGUUAUCACAUUAUCAGCUUGCAGGGCUUUCCUUGGCGUGUCACCGUAUAGUUAACCGCGACCGCCGUCGAAUGUUACGUACGUGUUUACCGACAACAGGUAUUUGACAAAUAAUUGAGUGUUGAAAAAUAAUUGCGAAUUUCGUUUUUCGCGUCCGAUGUCGGUUUAGAUUUUUCCGUGUUGCGUGUUUGACGGUUUUUCGGAAAACGUUUUGAAAAAUUGUCUUUACUACCCGCAGGUUUUUCGUUAUUGUUAUUUUAUUUGAUUACUUUGAUUUCGUGUCCUUGAUUUCCUGUGGCACACAUCGCGCAGCGAACGUUCCUUGAACUAAAUUCGCACACCGAACUCACACGUAUCUCAUACACCCGUCGGCGAUAGACUUUCUUUCGUCCGUGUGCGACACAGUGACUCAACGCGACGAAAAAUGAACUUAACUUGUUAAGUUAAAAUAGUCAAAAUGUUAAAUUUUAACUAGGUUAAAAAAAAUGUCGGCAAAAAGUUUUUUAAAAAAUUAACCUUUUAAUUUAUUUUUAACUUUUUUACUGAGUACUUGUUUAAAACAUACCGUUAUUACAUAUAGUAUAAAACGUGCGAUAAUAUUAUUUCUCUGUACAUUUGUAAUUUUUAAUUUGAAAAUUUGCAUUAUUUGAGGAUUUGAGGAUACAAUGUUAAGACACGGACUACUAAUGUGCAUACUAUGCACAUAACUUACGCGAGUAUUGUGGCUGGGGCACGGGACAACGGAAUUCAUAAGGUUUUUUUAUCAUUAUCAACACGAGUCGAUCCGGUGUUGAAUACUGGAUUGGUGUAACUAUUACACUUAAACGCUACGGAUGUUUUAUCGCGAGCGCGAAUUUUAUGUUCUAUUACCUGUUGCGCGUGCCUGGCGUAUUAUCAAUUAAACAUUUGGCGACCGGGGUGAAUCAUAAUACUUGUAGGUACGUGUGUACUUGCGACAAACAUCCUUAUUUUGAUAUUUAUGUCAUUUGUAUACGGGACGGCACGCGUAACCAGGUGUUGUUGGUUGGAUCGUCGAGCAAAAUAACUUUCAAUAAUAAUAUUGUAAUAACACGUGUAACGCGUACUUAUACAUAACUAUACGUUCCUACGACACGGAUUUUCUUCCGUCGUCGUGACGUCUUCGUUGUGUCGGACUAGAUGUAUUAUUAUAGUGAUGAUACAAUUCGCUAUCGUACGUUUAACUCGUUUUUUACUUGAAAUCAUUGAACAAUUUUUGUUGUUUUUUUUUCAGACUACCUCAUAAUAUAAUAUUUUCGUUUAUUAUUCGUUUCACUUGUCGAUGGGAUCGGAAUACAGCUCUGCUCUUGCAGUAAUGCAAUAAAACGGCUGUUGCAAGUAGGAACGACGAACAUUCGAUCAUAGCCGUCGUCGUCGUCGUCGCCGUCUGCACAAUGGCCAAAACGGUAGACAAUUGGCCUGGAAAGCCUCAGGAGACUGAAUCGUUCCUGUUAGGCGAAAAUCGCACAGCGCAACCAGGACUAGUCAGACAGAAUCGUCGGCAAUCCGGUAAGAGCACAUAAACAUUGUCGUUUUAGAAUAAUAAUUAUAGCUAGACCUCUGGUUCAGAAAUUAUCAGUUGUAUUUACCCACAAGUUACGAGGAAAGUCGAUGAAAAACAAUUAAAUGAAUUGAAUCGAGUCAAACGCACUAACAAAAAAAAGAAUUCGGUUAAAAAUUAACGACAGGAAAAUUUUAAAUGUGAACAUUUUUUAACUUGACUAAUUUUAAAAAUUGUUUGGUUUUUUUUUUUGCUAAAUACUUAUGUUUAUGUUAAACAUAUUGAAAUUGGUAAUAAUAAAUCCACUAUUUCACUUUUUUAGAUACCUACUGUUAAGUUUGGCUCAAUUAGAAUGUACCUAAAUUCAAACAAGGGAAAAAACAGAUUCGCCUGUAAGCCAUUGUAUUAGUUUAGCUGAAUCUUUAUAAAAAUUAAUAGUGAAAAGUUUCCUAUGACAAAAAUUUAAUUUGAGAAAUCCUGAACAUAAUUGUUCAAAAUUCUUGUGGAAAAAUUUGUGUUAUUUUAUAUUUUAAACGUAAUGAAGGAGCUAUUAAUAUUGUACCAAGAAAUAUUUCAAAAAUACUUCAAAUUUGUAUUUUGUACCUUAAAAGAUGCGGGUUUUCCAUCCGAUGGCACUUUAUUUGCAACAGUUUUCCAGAUUUUCAACAAAAAUAAAUGACCAUAUAUUGGUUUUAUUUUUGUUGAUUUUUGGAUUAUCUACUUUAUAGCCAUUAAGCUUCAAAGGAAAACACGACUAACACUACGAUAAUUUUACUUGCAGUUUACUGAGCUCCGUUCAGAGUAGUUGUUUGUUUGCAAUAAUUCAUUGUUAUAAAAUACAAAUCAGUAUAAUACUUUAUAGGUACCUUUUAAAAAUCCCACCUAUAACAGUGGUCAUUCGUGGUGCCAAAUAUGCCAGGAUUCUUAAAAUUUUCAUUGUCAUAAUUUCUUACUUCAGUUGGGCUGUCUCAAUACACAAUUAUUACUCAGAAUUUUCAUAACGUUUUUUUUAAAGUAAAAAAUAUAUUUUAAGUGUAUAUCCUAUACAUCGUUUAUGAAGAGUGCCUAUUUUGUAUUGCGAAUUGACUCGGCAUCGUCCCAACUUGUCGACUAGCCUACUACCAUGAAUGGCGAUUAUGACGUAUUAUUUAUAAACGAUGAAUUUAUUAGAAAUCGAAUAUAAUAUUAUCGUGUGGCGUAAAUAAUUUUAUUAGGUACAAAUUUUUUGAUUUAUUAAUAUUCUAAUCGUGUAUAGGUGCCCAGCUGACGCAUAUUGUUGUAUUAUACGAAGCAAAUAAUAAUCUUGUAACUACACUCGCGAGAGUAAUGUACAUGCCGAUUUUAGGUGUAUAUGCACACUUAUUGCACCUAUAUUUUAUCGAAAUCUUAUGAUAAUUAUGUAUGUUUUCGAGACAUCGAUUCUCAUUCAAAACAUUUGUGUGUUUGGCAUCGCACACAUAAUGUCAAGGAUAAACUAAUAAGUCACGCGUUUAUUUUACUCGCAUUAACUAUAUAAUAAUAAUAAUACAAUAUAUUGUAUCGUAUAUAUUGAUUUAGUGACGUUUAAAUAUUGAAUGUUUUUCCAUUGUCAUAUUAUCGUGUAGUUAAGUAGGAACUUUUUAAAUUAAAUUUUCCAUUAGCUUAACGAGUAGCCGAUGAAUUAUGUCCCGGAACUCGAAGGAUCGACUAUCAUUAUUACAUAGGUGUUUAGGGACAUUACAAUGUUAUAGUAACAAGAUACGACAGUGAAUAAAAUAUAGGUACGUCUCUCACUUCCUGAGCGUUUAUGAUUGAUUAAUUUCCUCCGUUUAACAGUAUCUACCUACGUAUAUUAUAGGUAUUAAGUAUGAGGUAUAUACUUACUUUUAAAAUGUUCACGUUAGUUGGACCCUCGGGCAAACCGGUCGAACUAUAUAAUCAUAAUAAUACACCUAUUUGUAAAUUAUUGUGUUAAUAGCGCUUCCAGAAAUAAUAAAUCAUAGCUUUCGAUUUUUGAACGUAAUAUAAUAAUACUAUACGAACGCAGGUUAAAAACUGUAUCAGAAAACAAUCAGGAAUCGACGAUGCUGGAUAGAAUUCACCUACAGUUUUCCCUCCAAAGGUAAAAAAAUUUUCCCAUCAAAAAAAUUACUACGAAGUACGAAUAGAUUUUCGCAAGAAAAAAUCUAAAUUAUUACAAUUUUUUAAUACACAAAUACGUCCUACACUGUGUUGACAUCAAAAUUUAGAUAUUAUCGUUCUUAGUAUAUAAUACACAAAGAUACAGAAUUCCCUUUUGCAAAAUGUAUUCUAAAAUUUUCCCGCGCAGAGGAAAAUUCCCCUCAAUUUAAAAUCACUAUCAGAAGUUCUUCAUCAUGCAAUAAUUAUCACCUAAUACCUACUACCCUAGGAAAAUUGUUCAGAUAAAUACUAGUCUAUAUUGACUUCAUACCCUUAUUCGGUUCAAUUCUAUUUACUUAAUUCGAAACUGGGUGUCAGAUUUCGGGCGUCAUUACAUAUUGAAGUUUGUUGUAGUGUGUAGGAGUAUAUUAUACAACACAGUGAUUCACUAAUCAUUUUUAUAGGUACUAUGAUGGAUUGGCGGGGUGUUAAAAAUUAUCUGGAUACCAUAGAUGGUGUUUGAAAUAUUGAAAAUAUUUGUUGUCUUUAUUGAAAUAAGGGAUCUAACACGAUAUUGUAUAAUGUGGCAAUUCGGUUAUUUUAGUUUUUAGAAUAUUAUCUAUGUAAUGAAUCAAUUUGAAGUUAGUUAUUGUUUUUAAUAGUAAAUAUUAUUAUGUCUGCAGUUUUCAAUAUUUUGUUUACAUGUGUAACCUUGUCAUUGUUAAAACGUGUAUUAUUAUUCCGAUCUAAGGUAGCUGGCACAUAUUUAUCGAACAUAAUAUACAGCUGACAAAUAAGUUAAUAAAAGGACGAAUUUUCCUUUUAAAUUGACCUACAUUGAAUACAUAACUAUUUGGGGACUUUUAUUUCAGUAACCUCGAUGUCUCCGUGUUAAAUAAUGAUUAUCAGCCGUGAAACAUGAUCGAUAGUAUUUCAAGAAUCUGCUUGUAAUGGUAGCAUGAAUUCGUUGUUAUCCGUAUUUGUCUCGCUUUAUUCAUUCAUUUGGUGGAUUAUCAGUUUAGAUUUGAUAUAUGAUGGUAUUAUAUACGGACGUCUCUUCACCGGAACAAUUUUCAAUCGAUCUAUAUCCGUGACGUCACGUGUAUCUAUACAUGCUUCUAUGAUACUAUUGUGCAACAUCAGUACUAUAAUAAUAUUGAUGACAUUUUUAAUUAUGCUUUUGUUUAAUUUUGUGUUAUAAGUUAAGAAUUAUAUAAUUGCACUAUUUUUAAUAAAAUGCAUAAAUAAUUUGUAGAAAAAUUUAGAAAACGACAAAAUCAUAUAUUAUAUUGUUAUCAAUAUUAUUAUAGCGUUGACAACACAGAAUAUUAUUACGCGUUAUAUUCUAAGACCGCGGUAUUACAGAAACAUGCAUAAAUAAUAGUGACGUCACGGAUAUGGAUCAGACGAAUAAUUUUUCCGGCGAAGAGACGUUCAUAUAUUACAUCGAAUUUGUAAAAUGACUUAAGUGGAGCUCAAUAUAUUGAAAUUUAAACGUAUAUAUGCUUACGUUUCUUGAAGAAACAUAUUUCAUACAAAGUUUUAACUAAUAUAGUCUAAGUGAGUACUCAUUCUACUCGUAGGCAAAUUGAAAAAUUAUAGUGUAAUUGAGUUUGAUUUUUAAUUUAAAUGAGUAGAUACAAACAAAAUAUUUGUAUAUUUACUAACCUGAUAAUAUUGUUUUUAAAAACCUAUACGCAAGCACAUCAUUCAGAGUUUAAAAACAGGUGAAAUCUGAUAUUAUCAUAAACAUUAAUUUAUGUCUUAACGCCAAGGAGAUAUUAUAUUUAGGUGCAACAGUAUACAUGUCAUGGAUUUAUUUGAAAUUAAAUCACUAAUUUUACUAGAAACCGUAGAUCAGUAUAUACAAUUAAUUCGUCUUUCUCUUUUUAAAAUUGUAUGUAAAACAUAAUCAGAUACUAGGGAGCACUAAAAAUAUAUUUUAAAUUUUGAUGAUUUUUAAAAUCAUACAGAACAUUUGUUGGCACUUUUCUUUCGUGAAAUAGAACACUUAAUCCAUCCGAUUUUCUAGAAAUAGUAUUACAUUUUAUAGAAGUAAAUAUUUUCGAAAUUCUCAACAGUUUAAUUGAAAAUUUAAAAAAGUUGUAACGUUACACGAAAAAACUUGGGUACCUAAAAUUGUUUCAAAAUACAUUAUUGUUGUUAUUUUUAUUAUUUCUAUUUUCGCUUUUGACUCACCAGUUAUUAUUUAACUAUUGCUUGAAGUAAUUUAAGAUACAAUUUGCAAACGAUAUCAUUUUGAUAAAGGUAAUAUUCUUGAAAUCAAAUUGAAAACGAUUUAUAUUUUAUUCGUAAAAUAAAUAAUAAAAUAACACAACAAUACAUUUUAUGAAAAUUAAGUUUUCAAUGAAACCAUCAAUUAAGUUGUCUAACCUUACCCUUAUAUUUUGUACAUGGUUGAUGGUACUCAAUUAAGUACGAGUUCUAUAAUUAGUAUAAUUGACAAUAGAUUAUUAAAAAUAAUUACGAUUAUUAACAAUGAUUAUAAAUUGUCUGUGUGUAAAAUGUAUAAUAUCAAAUUAUUAUUAAUGCGUAAUACGCAUUAAUGAUUAUUUUUUAAAUAAUAUAUGUACUAUAUACAUAUUACUCAAAACCCAGCCUUAGUAAAUCAGGAUUAUUUUAAUCAACAAUUUAAUUUUAAUUUUAUAAUCAGUUUGAAUUGAAGUUCCUAAACAAGUAGCAAUCGACAAUAUACAUAAAGUAAUACAUAUAUUAUACAUUUUUUUGUACACGUUUUCAAGGACGAAAUUUCUGGAAUUUAUUAUUUUAUUUUUAAAUUUUAUAUUUAAUUUAAAUUUAAUUUUUAAAAAAAUCGUAAAAUAAUGUUAAAUUAAAUUGUUGAAAAUGUUCAAAUGAAUACAUAUGAAUUUUAAAUUGUGUAAUUAUUUAAUAGAUAGGUAGGUAUAAUCAUUUAAAUUGUUGUACCUGCAUUUUUAUUCUUUCGAGCGAAUAUAAAUAUGCAUAUAUAGGUAUAUAAAAUAUUUUUUCAAUGUGAAAUGAAAGUUUUAUUGUUUUGUAAUAAUAUAUAUUAAUCACGAAAAUAUUAAAACGCCCUUAAGGUGUAAUAAAAGUAUUCUAUUGACGCGACCGUUAAAUUCUACAAUAUCGACCAUGAACAAUAACAAUACGACUUUGCUUAAAAAUACAUCUUAUACUAUAGCUGUAGGUAUUUGAUUAUCUGCAGACACUUGGAGCGGAACCAAUACUAGUUUAUACCACGGUAUAGGUUAGUGGAUUUGUACUUAUGUGCUUACUUAUCCUUGACAUUGGUAUGGUAAUAUUAUGGCAAUAAAGAGGUUAUCGUCGUCGGAGAUCAAUGAAAACAAAAAAAACCACAUACUUAAUUUAACGUUUACUUUAUUUUUUUUUUUUUCGUAAUUUUGCAAUUUUGGCGCGUUUCUAUAUAAUUAGAAUAUUAUACUCACUUUAACUCGCCAGAAAUUACUUAUAUAAAGAUAGGUAUACUUACAACCGUUGUUAAUUUAUUCGACCUUAUCCAUAUAUUUUAUAUAUUGUGCAGUGGAUGAUGAAUAUAAUAUUACAGAUUUGUGUACAAUAAUGUCCAUAAUACGCGCAAUGAUAAAAAAAAAAAAAAACAAGUUGCAGUGAUUUAUGAUAUUAAAAUUAUCGUACAAAAUAUAUAUAUAUAAUACAUUUACUCAUAACUUAGGUACUAUAUAAAUAUAGUUGUACGAUAUUAUCGAAUUGGAUAUAAUAUUAUUGUACCUUAAGUGGACGAUAUGCAGGCAUUUACUGUCUCAGUCUAACUGACGGACAACAAAGAAAAAUAAUCACGUUACGUAGAACGUAAAUUGUGGUAUUUGAGUUGAAAUUAGAGUUUAAACACAAAUAACGAAGAGGAGAAUAUUUUCGAGAGCUAUAUAUAUAUACCUAUUGCAAUAUUUCUUGAGAUAAUAAAGAUAAUUAAAUUCUGUUGUUUUAUAUAUAUACCCUAUAAGGACUAUAAAUAUUUAUAUUUAAAUUCAAUUUUUAUGUUUCGGUGAAAAAAUUAAAAAAAUUGCUUUUUGUUUUAUUAUUUUUGAGAAAAUUUGAAGUUAGUCAUCUUAAAGAGUUUAUUAUUCUUCUGAAAAUGUUGACUUUUUAUUUUCAUUAAAUCCGUGAUUAUCAAUCAUUUUUUUAAAGCUCAGAGAAAAAUACCUAUUUAUAAGUAUGCAGCAGGCUGCAAUCGCAUUCACUAAUUGAUUAUUAUUACUCAUUAUUAUGGCUAAUUGACUGUACACUUCCCUUCUCUGAUAAUAAAUUACCAUUUUAUGUACGUUCGAUAGUAAAUCGAAUAUUUAAAAAAUUGUAAAACACAUUAGGUAAUCCAUUUAGCUUUCUAGGUUAUAUUUAAAUAUUAUAAAGUAAAAACAAUUAUAGUAGGUACACCUACAAACCUACAUCAGUAUGUGUGACAAUGCAAUGCAGAAGGUACCAGGAGUAUAUUUUAAAUUUAAUGUUCGAUAGGUAUCCUUAAUUUAAUACUGAACAGUAAAUUUCUUUUCGAAAUCAUUAUCUAAAUGACUAUUAUUAUAAUUUAUAGGCGUUCACUAAAAAGAUUUGUUUAAAAUAUCUAUUUUUGAAAACCGUUUAAACUAAAAAAAAAAGUUGUAAAAAAGAUCAUCAUUAAAAAACGUCUGAAACGCUGAUUUAACGUUUUUUUUUUUUUUAUCAACCCCGGUUGAAAGAAAUAAAGAGCGACAAACACUUUAUAGAUAAAGCUUUUUAUAAGUAGGGAUGGGGAAUGUGUGAAUAAUAAUUAUAAUAUUAUGUUUAUUAAUACCGCAGGCAACGACGACGUGUCUGUAAUAAUUAGACACUAUAAUACAAACGAACAAAGAACAAAUAUAUCAAACAAUAAAAAUGAAAAAAAAAAACAUAUAAGUGUCUACAUUCUACAUAAAAUUUCCAGUUGCCGAUUUAGGUAUGCAUAUAUUGUACAAUUAUAAUACAUUUUACAUGUAUACGGUACCAACCAUAGUUAAUACGAUCGGUAUUUCGAGUAUUAGUCCGAGACGUCCGGUAAAGAUAUGAUAAUAUAAUUAAUACUUUAAUUAAUAAUUAAUUAAACCGGACAAGGUUGAAUUACUAAGCUGUAGAGGGAUCAGAUUUGGUGGUAAUUGGACGACCGCGCAAUAAUAAUAUUAUUAUAAUGAUAGAAUAUAGUAACGAUCGUAAAAUAUUUUUUACUAUAUUUUUCACUAAGAACAACAGCUGAACGGGUGGCAACAAAAUUAUUGGUACACAUCGCGAGAUUGUAUACCUAACACGCAAGGUACGAUGUUCCGCGAGCAUUUAUAAUAUAAAAAUAUACGUAUUGUGUGGACAAGACCGUAAGAAUCGGAAAUUUUCGUUGAAAAAUAAAAAAAAAUAAAAUAACAAACGAUAAAUAUUAAUUGAAAUGUAAUUAGAUAAGGAAAAAGAGCUAAUACUGGGGACGGGUGUGGCUGCUGUAGUAGAUGGGUAGUUGGAAAGGUGGGAUACAUAGAGAUGGAACACAUAAAAUUAUUUUGUUUAUACCUGUAACCAACGAAAACUAUUGCUAACGAAAAAUGAUCUGGAGCGAAGUUCGGUUAUACCUACAUGUUUUGAAAAGCCUUAAUAUUGACCUGUAUAAAAAUAAAAUAUACUACAUUAAAUUUAAUAUGUUUUGGCCACUAAGUAUGACUUAUAAUGAAUCUCCUGGGAAUUUUACAGCAUUUCUUUUUAGUCUAAUAAUUUUAUUCACAGAGUAAUCAAAAUAAAAAUUAUGUAAAAAACUUGUAAAAUUAAAAUGUCUAUAAUAGGUCAAAAAUGGCUGGAUAAUUUUUAAAAUUUUACCACGUCUAUAAGAGACAAAUAUAACAGUUAUGUCAAAAUUUAAAGUUUCUACGAACAUUUUUAACUGAAUUACAUUAAAAAAACAAUAUUUAAAAUAAUAAAAUAACUACUUCGUAAAUUUUCCCGCUCUUUCUACGUAUUUUUCAGUUUUGCUUAAUUAUCUAAAAAUUCUAUACAAAGAAAAUCAAAAAAUGAUUCCUUUACAUACCAACUAGAUUAAAAAUGCAACAUUGGUAGGCUAUUAGUUGUAAGUGGUAAGUUGGAAAACUAUAUGGGAGGUAAUUUAUGUUUGUAUACCUACCACAUACUUAUAGUCCAUAUCAGUUUAUAAAUCAUUGCACCUAACAAUAAAAUUCGAAUCUAUGAUGAGUGGUUACAAAUGAUGGUGUUUUUUUUCUUUCUAAGCUAGAACUUAGUAUAAUUAUGAAAUGAUUUACGAUUUUUUGCGAUAGUUCCGUCAGAAUUUGAACUUUAAAUGUUUAUGAAAUAAACAUUGUGACUAUUUAAGAUGGAUUUUCGAUAUUUAACAAAAAUGAUUUAUGACUUUAAAAUACCACCCUAGUUAGAUUUCAGAAAAUAUGCUAUCAUUAUUCAAGUAAAUCGGUAGAAAAGUUGUUCACAGGAAAACAAAAGGCCGUUAUAUUUUUUCUGUAAUACUUACAUUUCUUACAUUUUCCCGUUUUUCCCAUUUAUCGGGAAAACUCUUGAGAAAAUUAAAAAAAAACCACAAUUAGAGUACCACUUCAUGAAUAUUCUGUCUCAGAAAAAGUGCUAUACUUUAUACUUCGGAGCUAGAUUCUGGUAAAAUUUUUGUAUACAGUAAGAAAAAAAAAAUAAACAUCUUUGUAAUAUACUCUUCGCUACAAUUAAAAUCUAAAAAAUGGCUAUUCAUUCGUCUACCACCUUUUUUUUUAUCACCCGGGGAGAAGUGAUUACCUAUAAGUAUUUAGACGGCAAUGUCACGAUAUGACAUCACUAAUGACGUGAUAAUGUGGUAACUACCAUGGGACGUACACUAUAAUUAUUAUAGAGUGUCUACAAAUUAAAAAAGGGUGAGAUGAUUCAUCUAUUGUUUCCCCCUCCUGGGAAUUUGUAUUUAAAAAAUGUGGGGUUAUUUGAAAAAAAGUGUUCAAUUCUUAAAGUUUAAACGAUUUCGAUAAUGACAGAAAACAGAAAAAAAAAAUACAUUAAUUUAAAUUCGCUUAAAAUCCUCCGAAAAAAAAUCACCCUGUACCUACAUUCAUAACACUAUGUAACCAACGUAACUAUGUAUUACUCACUAUAAUAAUAUUUAGUAUGUAUUACGCUCAGAUAUACACUUACAAUAUACGCCCAGAAUCGAAAAAUCGUUGUAUUAAUUUAUGUAUAUUAAUAUAAAAUGUAAAACAUCACAUGGCCAAGAUUGUCCGUCGUCGCCGUCAAAACAAGUCGUUCCGCGAAAACACGAAACACCUUUAGCGUGCGCGCGUUUUUCUGGUCCGACCGGCGCUGCGCCCCCGCAGUCGCGUGUUAAGAGAUGGUCGCGGACGGACCCGGUUGUCCUUGGCCGGGAAGUCACGAUUUUACCGGGGUGAUCACACACACACACACACACACACACACACACACACACACACACACACACGCAUAUACACUUGUAAGUCGUAUAUACAGAGUGUUCCACGGAGAUGAUCUGAUAAACGUAAUAACUUUUGUUCUGGUCAAUAUUUGUAAAUUUUCGUUUUUUUCUAAUAAUUACUAGAGCAUCGCGUUAUUGAAACAAGUGAUAACAAGUUAAAAUUUUUAGAAACAUAUUUUUUUUUUAUAAAAUCCAAGAUCAAACAAAAGAUACAAAAUCGCCAUUUUAUAUUGGCGUUACGAAUGUUUACUAACGAGCCGUUAAUUCUUUUAAACAUUUUUUUAGAGUUUGGACAAAUUGAUAUAUUAUUUAGUAAUACCUUUUAUUAUUUUUUUUUAUUUAAUAAAAAUAAUAUAAUAUAAGUUUACAAACUUAACAAUAAUAGUAUUAGGGACGACAGGUAAUAUAAUAAAUAACACGAAUAACGUGAAGGGAGGACCGUCCAUUAAUAGAACCUCAUACCUUAUACCCAAUAAAAACAAUUUAAAUUACCGAAAACUUUAAAAUUUUAGUAAAAUGGGUAUAUUGGAUUUUAAAAAUUAUAUAUAUAACAGACGAAUCAGUGCUAUAGGCUGCAAAAAAUUACGGUUAAUGAAUAUAUAUAUAUAUUUAUUAACCGUGGCAAAAAAUUGCAUUUGUCAGAACUCCGCGAGACUACUCUGAAUAGUAUAGUAUAUAUUAUGUACACACAUCACACGUGGUGUGCGUUUUUUUUCUCCGCCAUUUUUGAUUUAUUUGCGUUUUUUUUUCUCGUUUUAUAUAAGAAAACAGGAUCCGCCGACAAAAACGACGCUCAACGAAUAUCACGACAAUGUGGGCCGCUACGAAUUUAAGCGCUGAGCGAUAAUAAUUUUUUUUUUUUUCUAAUUUCCUAUCUACGUGGGCAAUAUUUUAGUACUGGACGUAGUAAUAUAGGUAGUGUGCCGGAUGAAGCGAUAAUAAUGUUAUACCUGCAACCUGUCUACCUACCGAAUAAAGUACAGUCAUCAUCAUGUUGACACCCGUGAUCACCGAGAUUUUCAUUUUUUUUUUUCUUCUUCGAGUAUAUUGCCGCACAUUGCACAGUAUUUUGUAGGUACUUAUUAUCGUGUUGGGUUAAUAUUAUUUUGGAAACGUGUACUUUUUCUUUUCGUUUCACAAUCGAUUUAGGUAUAUACUCACGUAUUAUCUACCUACUUACUCGCGAAAAGUGAUGUGUUUAUAUUCACUUUUUAAAAAUUUCUCCCGCGUCCAAAAAAACGACGAUUUCCCUUUAUAUUUGUUUAUUUUUCGAAUCCUAAUAUGUAAUGUUAAAAUCAAAUAAACAGUACAUAUACAUACUAUAUUGGGAUAUAAUACGGGAAUCGAUAAUUACUAAGUAAAAAAAAAUUUGGAGAAGCAAAAGUUAAAAAAAAAUACUUGAAAGAUAAAAAAUGGAAAGCAAUAUUAAAUAAAUUUAAUUUUCUUACGUUUAGCCUUAAAUCGGCCAAUAAAAAAGUUAAUUUCCUUUAAUUUCCAGUUAUAUACACUAUAAAAAUUGUAAAAGAUUGUAAAAUUCAUCAUUAGCGAAAAUUCUGUAAUCGUUUAACUAUAUAGAAAUUAUUAUUUAUUAUGUACGCUAUCAUUUUUUAUGAUGUGCUAAACUCUUGUAAAACUUAUAUUAUAGACGUUAAGAGGUUUGUGAAGGGCGCGCUAUUAUUUUAAUUAGUGGCAUUACUUCAGUACCCAUAAGUCUUAACUCUUAAGUAUACUAAAAUACAUAAGUACGCAAAUAUAUUUCCUUAUAUUGUUACGCUGAAUAACAUUUUUAUCCCUGGAGAAUUUUUAUGUUUUCCUAUAGUUAAAUAAUCAGCUCAAACUAAAACGUAUAUAAUUUCGCGAUAGUAAAAAUGUUUUCAUCAUUGAAGUAUGCUAAAUGUGUAAUCAAAUAAAUAAUACGAUUCUGAGCGAAAUUCGGUUAAACUUGUUUUUAAAUGCCGUGAUUUGUACGAUUUUUCUUAAAAUUGUAACUUUAAACCCGUAUAAAAAAAAACUACUGAAUUACACUAAAUUCUUUCGUUUAACCACUCAGUACGACUUAUAAUGAACCUCAUGUAAAAUUAUCAAGUAUUUCAGAUCGGCCAAAACUAUUUUGUCUACUUUAAAUCAAAAAUGAAAACUAAAAAAGCUCGAAAAUGUCGAAUGCCUUUAAAUGCUCAAAAAUGAUCUUGAAAAUUGUACUACGUCUAGAAAAGAUCAGUUUAAGAAUUUUAUGAAAAAAUCAGGCCUCUACGAUUAAUUUUUUUAUCAUAUUACAACAAAAAAAUAAAUUAGAAAAUAUUGAAACUGUUAUUUUCGAAAACUUUUCAAUUUUUCUUACGUUUUUCCCAAGUUUUUUCUAGUUAUUCAUAAAACUUCAAAGGAAAUUAAAAACCGACUACCCGUGCAUCGUCUUAACAAAAAUUUUUUUCUGAAAUAUAGCUAUACCCAAAUUUCGAAGCAAGAUAUCUGUUAGAAAAAGAAAAUCGAAAACAUCGAAAAUAAUACAAUUUUUACUGUCAUACAUUUGUUCGUUUUUCCGUUUUUAUACAUUUUUUCCGGGUUUUCCAAAUUAUUAAAUGAAAAAUACUUGAAUAAUUGAAAAAGGAUCUACCUGAUUACACGAUUUGGAUUCAAAACGCUACUAAAUAGUUCUCAUGUGAUUUUUUAACUGCGGAAAGAUGUCUGGUAGAAAAGUUGUAACAGAUAGAAAAAAAAUCACGCACACAUCAUAGUACAACCCCUACAGUUCUGCAUUCCUUCCUCCACUCAGAAUCUAAAAUAUAUACUCGUAUUCAAAGAAAUAAUAUGGUUUCAAUAGGUAGUUAACACACACGUUUUAAUUAAAUAUUUGUAUUACUGUAUUUUUAUAUUACUAACCAUCAUUCAGUAUAUUUUAUUUUAUUUUUUUAAAUUUUAUUUUCAACAAUACGGGCUGAGCCCAAUUACAGAAUUAACAAUAACAUAAUAUAAAGUAUGAAAACAACAAAAAACCUGUAUAAUCGUGUAUAAUAUAUGAUACGUUUAUCGGAUAUACGUGUACAUAGUUAUUAUGUAAUAUAAAAAUUCGAAUUUAUAACGAAUAAUAAACUUACGAAAAAAUAUCGAUUGACGACUACCCGUGCGGAAUAUCCCACUAUUUUCAAUAUCAAUAAUAAUACUAAUAAUACAUUAUUUGUUUUUUAACUAAUAUCAUUUGACUAACAGCUGUAUACAUGACGAAUACAAAAUGUAAGGCAAUAUUUUUUUUUCAAACUGUAAAGAGACUGUUGUGUGGUAACAUAUUAUUGCUACGACAUUUUGACAUGGAUUCCUUAAAAUGUAUUACAUAACGCAUAAAUUGUAUUUGCAACAAGUGUCGACCAGUGGUAAAUAUUCGAAUGGUCUCGUGAAAAUAACUUAAGAAUUUUGUUUAUUAUAAUUUAUUUAUUUUUUUUUAUUUUUUUUUUUUUUACUAGAUUUUAAUAUACCAUGAGGCAAGUUUAAAUAUUGAAAAAAUGUAGACAUUAUAUUCAUACACUAUAUACUUAUCCAUCAAAUAUAAAAUGUAUAAUAAAUUCGAUGAGUAAAAGUAGAUUGGUAAACAAUAUUUAAUAGAUUCGUGAGAUGGUGCCGAAACGCAGAGUCAAUUUGAAGUUUUUAAAAUGCUUGCGUUUGGUUUUUAGGCACCUAGGCGUACAAGGUAUUCUUGGAUAAUUGCCGAUGAUAAGUAUAAUUUCUAUAGAGCGGUUUUUUUUUUAGAAGAACUUGGCGGAUUUUUUCGGUUACGUGUAUGUGUUCACGGUUCUACCCGUAGUUUAUCAGAAGUUAAGUAGCAGUGGUUACUGGUUAGCUAUAAUUGUAUCUAUUAUACCGGUCAGUCAAAUAUUUUUUUUUGUUUAUCAACUUUUUCAUCGGGAUUUUGUUUUGAUUGUUUUCAUUAUUUAAAGAAAGUUUUUUACGAUUUAUAAUAACAAGUAUAUAAAAGAGAAAUAAGUUCUCAAUGAUCAGAAAUGUUAAAGUUACGUUAGGCGUUUGGUUACAAUGAUUGGCUAUAAUGACUAAUUUUAACUAGUUCCUUGAAUAUCAUUAUAAACGGUUUCUACUGUAUUUCCAUUUAUUCGCCCAUUUUAGAUUCUGAGGGGAGCGUGGAAGCUUAUGGUUUUACAAAGAUGUUGAUUAAAAUUUUUUUUUUUACCUGUAACAUCUUUUCUACCAGAAGACUUGCUUGGAUUUUUAAGUUUAGCAUUUUUUCUCAAAGAAAGUCGGUGUUGGAAGGUACUAUAAGGAGGUCAUUUUUUUGAUUUUCUCAGAAGUUUUCUCAUUAAAUUUAAAAAUCUGAAAAACAGAGGAAAAACGUAUGAAAACUGCAAAAAUCGGUACAACAUUAACAAAAAUUAUUAGAGAAAAUAUACAAAGCUUAUUAACUAUUUUACUAUAAAAUGACAUACAUAUUGUUGACAAAGUAUCAAUAUCAACUGAACUUCGUUCAGAAUCGUUUUUUCAUAAGCAAUGGUUAAUUGCUGCUUGUAGGUAUACAUAAAAUUAUCUAUAGCAGUGGAUGUACCCGUUUCAAUUAUCCUAGGACGUCGUUUUUUAAAUCUAGUUUUUUUUUUUUUUACGAAUUUAUGGAUGAAAUUUUCUGUACAAUUAUUUUCUUAUUACGCCAUUAUCUUGUAAAUUCGUUUUAUGUUUGAAUAAACAAAUCUUUAGUUUUUUCGUUUUUAAAACAUAUUAUACAAUCGUUAUAUUUUCAUGAUUUAACAGUAUCCAAUGGUAUAUCAUCGUUGAGACUUGAGACUAAAACAAAUUGCAUCGUAUCAUUUUCAAAAUACAUUAAGAUGAAAAUUCAUAUUUAAUGUAAGACUGUUCUGUAGAAUCGGUUUUUGAAUGCGAUAAUUAUCGGGUGUUUAAGUGUAAAAUAAUUAUUGUGCACCGAGUUGAGUAAAGCGAUACGAAUAUCCAACAUCUGGUCUUUAUAUUUAAUGAAAUAUAAAUAAUAGGUAAUGAUCUAAUUGUUAUUUUUUUUAAUUGUUUUUUACAAUUAUUCUUAUUGACCGUUAUUUUUUAAAUUAAUAUUAGAUCAUGCUGUUUUAUUUUACUACGUAAGCUGCCUUUAUUGUUUUAGAUUCUGAGCAAAGCGAAAUCAGGUUAUCUGAUUGGCGUGGUACUUAAGAGAGAUCAAUUUUGAUUUUCUCAGUAGUUUUGAUAAUAAAUUGGAAAACCGGGAAUAUUUACAAAAUUUAUUAUCUUCAAAUCGUUACGGCCUUUCAAAUUAUAUAUAACCGAACUUCACUCAGAAUCGUGUUUUGUUAACAAUAGUUAAUUGCUGUGUACUGCAAAUAUAUAUUCAAUUCACUCACUACCUUCCCAACUUCUCACUUACAACAGGAGCUCACACAACGUGUGAAGUAUGUUCGUUUGCUUUUUGUAAUGGUAUUAAAACAAUUUUUAACAUUUCAUCUAAUAUACUCGUAUUAUAAAUCAAGAAUUUUAAUUUAGUAGAAAUAAAUAUUCAAAUUUAAAAACUAUAUAUUAACAGCAUUUUCAGUAAUUUAAAAACUUUCUCGUUCAGAUUUGGAUUUAAAAUCGAUUGUACAUAUAACAUUUGAUUUAAACUCUUGAGUAUUUUGUUAUAUUGUUAUUUUAUUUAUUAUUCAUAUUAUUUGUAUGCCGAACAGGCAACAGGAAAAUAAUAAUUUAACUGUUUUAUCAGGCAUGGUUGUUUAGUUAACUUAGAGCUAACUAACCAGAGUGAAUCCAAGUUUCUAACAUAUUCUACUGGUUAACGAUAAGCAAUGUCUUCAUUUUAGAUUCAGAUUUUUGGUUUUAAAGUGUUUUAAAUUUUGAGUGGAACGGUGGAUCUAUUGGUUUUACUAUGAUCCAUGUUUGUUUUUUUAGAUUCGGUAAGUAGCUAUUAUUUUAGAUUCUGAGCGAAGUGAGAAAUGUAUUUGUGUUACAAUAAUGUUUAUUUUUAAUACUAUGUACAAAAUUUCUAUCGGAAAUCUUGCUCCAAUUUCCAAGUGUAGCACUUUUUCUGAAAUUAAAUUUUAUCUAGUUGGUACUAUAGGAGGUCACUUAUUAAUUUUCAAUAGAUAAUAAUGAUUUCUUAAUGAUUGGGAAACACCGGGAAAAUUACGUAGAAAGAACGGCUAAAUUUAUGAAAAUAAUGCUUUUAUUAUUUUAAAAUAUUGAGCCAUUUUUGAGCUAUUUAUAGAUAUUUUAAUUUUGCGAAUUUUUUACGCACAUUUUUUUUGGUAGGUAUAAAAUUAUUUGACCAAUCUGAAUUACUUGAAAAUUGAUUUGUAGGUUCAUUAUAAAUUGUAUAUAAAUAACUUAGUGGUAAAAGAAAAACAUAAGUUUAAUGUAAUAUUUUUUUUAUGGUUGUUUCAAGAUGAAAUUUUAAAGAAAACCGUUAAAGCACGGCAUUUUAAAACAAGUUUUACCAAACAUCGUUCAGCCAUAGAUUUAUCGUUGGGUACAGCGUACAGAUAAAAAUUAAAUAACUCGUGUUCUAUAUACCUUUUCAAAUUUCCAUAUAUUUUGUUUUCUCUUUAAAUUAUGAUUAAUCCAUAAAACGUAUAACAUAAUUCCAGGAAAACACUAAUACAGUAUACCUAGCCCUUAUAAUUGCAGGACAACUUUUAAUCACACGCACUUUACUUUACUGUGGAGAUUUAUUUUAAAUAAGUAGAAUAUAUUUUGUUUAGUUUAAUAAAUAAUAAUAAUAUUUUGGACGACACUAUCAAGUAGAGAAUAUACUUAUUUUAAGUAAGCAUUAUUCAGAAAUUUCAAAGCCUUAUUACGAAGAGCCGUAUAGAGCCGUUUAAUUGUUUAUUUCCAUUUUCCUCAAGCGAUUUAAGAUUAUCUACAGGCAUUCGCGAACGAUUAUUGUGACAUUAUUCGCUUUCAACAGUAAGUUGUCGUUUUGUUUAUGUGCAGUAACGAUAAUAUGAGACGGAACAACAAGAUAAUUUUACGGUUACAUUUAACGAGUUUCUUUUUAGAAAACGUGAUGACAACUUUGACAUGUUUAAUAAUAAUAAGUAGCAUUAAAGUGUACCUAAUAUUACGUUUGUACAUUUAUUUUAAAACAGUGAAAUAUGAAUAAUUACGAUGACAAACGAUUUUGUUUUAAAACGUUUCGUUGGCCUUAAAUAUUUUGAUAUUUUGAUACAGAUUAUAAAAAAUAUUAUUACUUAUAUUAUAAUAUUGAUUUAUCAGUAGAUUAUAUUAUUGGUACUUACCACCUAUUCGCCAUAUAGUAUUUUCAAUGUAUUUAAUUUCAAACGAUGGCCUUUUGAGCAUACUUGCGGCAUUGAAUUAGCAAGAGUUAACGGCUUUUCCAAUUAUGCGGCAAUACGAAAUUAAUUUAUCGUCCCUAAGUUUUUGGCUGUUUAACUGCAUGAUGAUUUAUCAUCAUUAGCUAUUUAAUAAUAAAAUGUGUAAAACCUUAAAUUUAACGUUGUCGUCCCCGUAUAAUAUUAUUUAUCGGGCGUUAAAAUAAUGGUUAGAACCUAUAUAUAUAUACCUACAUACACAUUCAUAAUUCACUUUCUUCCAAGUAAAAAAAAUAAUUUUUAUACUGAAAAGAUUGUAUUGAAUCAAAAAGUUUUAAUUUUCUUUGUUAUCCGUCACGUGUAAUAAAAACAAUAUAUUACGAAUAAAAUGUUGGUAGGUAUACGGAUAAAUACAGCCCCGAUUUAACUUUAUCGUGAAUUAUAAAUUAUACAAAUUAAUAUUGAAAUAUAAAUCAAAUCGAAUAGAAAAAAUAAAUUAAAUUUCAAAAGUUGCGCUAUAAAUAAUUAUAUAAUCACAAUUUAUUAACCGACUUAUGAUUAGUUAAUAAGCAUUCACGGAUAAAUAUAAUAUAUUAUGUAUAUGUAAUUAUGACAGGAACACACGUUGAUUAAAAAACGCGUAUAUAAAAUACUCAGUAAUGCUGUCCAGUGCUCGUAUUAGAUAUAACUAAACAAUUAUCUAGAGAAAGAUAGAAGAUGAAUAAUUAUAAUUUAUCUAGAUAAAGAUAAAAGAGAAAAAACAUUUGUAUGCUUAAAGCUGAUAGGGCAAAUGUAUUGAUUUUCUAGGCUCAGUUAAGCCAAAUUGUGUACAAAUUUAUAAAAGUUAAUUUAAUCUUCUUACGUGCUAACUCGUUAAGUUAAACUGUUUAAAUUAAAGUUAAUUAAAUUUAACCUAGUGUUAUAUAUUUGUAAACUUUUUUUUUUGAGGUAGGUAUAGUAUAUUUGAAUUUAGUUUGAUAACUGUAGAGAACUAUUGAAGUUAAUAUAAUAAUAAAAUUGAUAAAUCAUAGAAGAAUAAACAGCCAAAGUUAAAUGCAUGAAAUAAACUUAACAGCAUGUAUAGGUAACUAUUAUUUAUUAAUUUUAUUAUAUCUAUCUAUUUUACUAUGUAUAAUUAAUGAUACCACUAUCUUAUGAAUAAAUAUAAAACAUUAUCGUUUGAAUAGUAAUUUUAGUUUUUCAAUAUUUUUCAAAAAAAAAAAAUGAAAAAGUAUCUAGAUAAAUUUACUUAAAAAGUAAAAUAUUUAUCUAAAUAAUUACGAACACUGGUGUUUCUAGAUUUCAUAUACAAACUGAAAAAUCUAUGUAACUAAAAUAAAAUAAAAACAUUUUUUUUUUUUAAAUAGACUCUUAUAUCUAUAGGUUAUUAUGCAUUUCGGACUAGAUAUCUAAUGAAUAUUAUUAAUUAUUGUGAAAUUGACAGUAUUUAUCGGAUGAUCAAUUGUAUUUCGCAUGCCUAUAUUAAUUAAGUAUUAAUUAUUAUAUAUAGUAAUAAUUAAAAAAUUAACAAUAAAUUCCUGAAUAAAGUUCAAUUUGUUCAAUUUACGAAUAAAAUAAUACAAUUAUUUGUACAUAUUUUUUCUUGAGACGUUCUCGAAUCAAUCGAAAAGCGUCUUAUUAAAUAAAAAAAACUAUUCGAAAGUUGAUAAACUGUUAAUUGGUUUUCAUCAAAUUUUGUAUCGAUUUGAGAAUACCCCCUCCCCUCUUUCCCAAAUAAUUAUUCUAACGCAAUGUAAUAACAAUUAUGAAAUUAUAAGUCGAUUUUUUAACAAAUUUAUUAAUCAUACACAACAAGUUUAAAGGUUUAAACUAAUGUUAUUAUUUUAUAAUUCAAAAUUAGGAAAGUUUAAAAUGUAUAUUAUUGAUGUUAUAUUAUCUUGUAUACCUGGGCAAAAUUUAUACCUUGUAUGCAAUGAUUAGUAUUUAUACCAAGUUAUAAUCAUCGUCUAUAACUAUUAACUAUAAUAUAUGUUCUACAGUAAUCAGUUUUUACUACUUGUUUAUUACUUUUUUUUUAUUAUAUAUUAUAAAUUAUCAUAAUAAGAAAAUUGCAUAUUGUGUUUUACAACAUAUGUUGAAAAAUAGUCAUUAAACUGUCUGCGCGUAAUGUAAUAUAAUAUAAUAUAAUGCUUACGUUUGUUAAUAUUAAAAAAAUAUUAUAUUUAACAAAUGUUUAAAACUGUUCUCAAAAAGGAAAAUAUAAAUAUUGUGUUCGAUUUUUCUCCUGAUUUGGGGGGAGGGGACAUUAACUGCAAUAAUUGAACAACACCAUUGUAUUGAUUUUUACACUUUCAACUUUAUUUUGUUUUUUAAUUUAUUUUCCGAUUUAAUGCUAACUGGACAACGCAAUACAUGGCCUAUAAAAAUUGGCAAUAACAAUUAAUAUAAACUGUAAAGCUUAUACGACGUACACUAUUAUAGAGAGAAGAAGACAGGGUAGUUCUGUAUGACGGGUAAAAUUGUAUGGUGAGGUUAUAUCAACAAUACAUUUUUAAAAUUAAUUAAAUUACAAUUUUCUUCCAUUCAAUCAAAUUAAAUUCGUUUUCGCGCAAAUUUUUGUUCAAAUACAUAUUAUACCGUAUGUUGCAUUUUCACAUAAUAAAUUGGAUUGUUCCAUCCACGGGGCAAAAUCGUUUACUAGAAUACUAAAAAAAAAAAACACAAAAUUCACAUAGAUUAAAUCGGAAUUUAUAAUAAUCCUUUUGACAUAAUAUCAUUGACUAGUUUUGUGAUUGAAACGUUCAUUCUGAUUAAAGUUAUAUCAAUGAGUUUAUAUUUUAUACAAAAUUGCAAUAAGUAACAUGGCAUUGCUUUGAUUUCCCUUUCCUAUGGUAACACUCGCGCAAAACAAUAAAUUAAUUGGAUAAAUUCACACGUAAAAAUCAUUUAUUAGAGAAUACUGUGUACUAAAUAUUAUUCAUAAACGCGUAUUCCCGUAUUUUAUAUUUUAUUAUAUGGACUUAUAGUAUUACGUAGUAUUUACCGAAUGCCUGUUUGUAUAAAUGAAUUAUGGUAAUAUAUUCAUUUUUGUAUUAUUUUCAUAUAAUCACUGGGUCAAGACACGACGUAAACGUUACGUGUGUUUUUUUAAAAAAAAAAAAAAAAAACAUUCAUUAGAAACCUCUGCAUUCACCGAGCAUAAAAAAAAAAUUAUAAAUACUUAUAUUUUCUAGGAAUAAUUCGUAUUUUAUCUUAUUUUUAAACACAAAUGUAAUAAAUUUAGUUUCCCGAUAAGGGUUUAUUAAAGAAAUAAAGGCGUUCGUUGUAAUAUUAUUGUUGUUUAUGGGCGGCAUCACAGUUUUUAUCAUUUUGUCGUUCAUUAUGUAAAUACGCUAUAAGUGAAUUCAAUAAUUUGUUUUCAUACUUGGAUUUUUACAAUUAUAUUAAAUUAUUGAAACUCACUGUUUUUGGUGGAUAUAGUUAAUACACCGAGAGCGAAAAUAAGCCAUUGCAAUCAAAAAACGAUUUUGAGAGGAGUUUGGUAGAUUGUAGUACCUGCGUAUUGGUAAUUGGUAGCGUUUUUCUCCUUGUAGCCAACAUAACCCGGAAAUGAACAAAAGUAAAACCGGUAUAACGUCAUUUUGUUGACAGAUUUUUUAAUUUGUAGAAAAAUAUUUUUACUCGUAUUCAGUCGUAUAUCACCAGGUAAAUAUAUUCGUAUCUAUUAAUCAACGGCGUAGACAAUUUCGGAGCAAAAACGAACAUUUAAGUAAAACUAAUAAAGCGUUUUUGCUACAAAAAUUAUUAGUUUGGGCAUGUAUCGUUUUUAAAUAAUGUUAUGAAUCAAUCAAUAUUUUCCAAAUCUAUUUAUCGAUAUCUGUUUUUUAUGUUAUUGACAAUAUUAGAAAUGCAAUUUAAGGAUAUCAUAGAAUAUCAAUUAAAAUACCAAUCAAUUUGUACGCCCAUUAUUGAUUUUUUUUUAAAAAACUAUUUUUAAUUUUCUACGCUGAAUAAAAAAAAUUUACACGUAUAUGAUUUUCCUUCCUUGGGUUUCAUAAUUAGUUAUUAAAUGAAAUAUAACAUUCCUUAUAGGUUCAUUAUUGCUAUGAUACAGGAUACGCUGUGUAUUUGGCCGAGAUAAAUAAUCAAGUACAGGUAUCUUAUUCAGGUAUUUAGUUCAUACAGUGGCGUUACACGUAUGCAGAUCAUAGCAGUGUAUAAAAGCUAAAAUAACUCCUAAUUAUUAAAAAAAAUCUAUUACAUAAAAAAAAAAAAACAAACGAGGAACUACACAAAAGACUUGUCGAUAUUUAUGAUCGUAUAACUAUGUUGUUAGCCUAUAAUUAUUGAAUAGUAAGUACCUACUUUAUAAUAUUAUACUCGUUAUUCUUAUAUCGUAAUAUCGAUAAAAUAUAUUAUGUUUAUUAGCCAUUUAAAUAAAAUACGUGAUAUGAAAAAAAAAAUAAAUUACAUUAAUAGUUGCAUAAUAAGUUAUUAAAAAAAAAAAAAAAAAAAAAAAAAAAAAAAUAAAAAUAAAAAAAUUGUAAAAUGAUUCAUAUAAUAACGUACCUACCUAAUUAUAUAUAACGUUAAUAAUAUUUGUGUUAUUAACAUCUUAAAAGACGUUUUAAAUGUCAGUUUAACUGACACUUCGUCGUUGUGCCGGAUGUAUCCGAAUUGGUUCCCAUUUGAAAAACGUACAUUAUGAAGGUGAACCAAAUUGGUUCUCAUUUAAUACAAUAACCGCAGUGAAUGUAGGUAUUAUGUAGUACAUUUUUAAACUUUUAAUUAACUUUUAUCAUAAUACGGCGGGUAUUUUACGGUCAUCAAGGUAGUAAGAUAUCGUUACAUCGGUGUAUUGCCAAAAUUACCGCAAUCGAUUAAGAUAAAGGCAAUCCAUCUGGAUAUAUGUAUCUAUAUGGCUAUAUGUACCGAAUAUCAGAAAUGGUUCAAUUAUAAAGUCUAAGUAGUUCUGAGUUGACACUCCUAAGAAUAAGGUGGGAAAUGUGCGUAUUUGACUAUAUGCGAACAGUGGGAACCGAUUCGGAUACAACCGUUGCGCCUGAACCCGGUGGAAAUGCAAUUUAAUCGACACGGAUCGUUCAUAAAUUGUACGAUCGAAUGGCUGGGGUAGUCUAGGCUGGGUUAGGUUAUCUGUUGGCAAUUCGAAAAAAAUAUUAACAAUAUUAUUAUUAUGUUCUAUCUUCUGUUAACGUCCUCGUUGAAAAUGUAUUAAUGCACACCUUAUAAUUGUAUAGAAACAUCGCAUUAUUUAUUCGAGUUAAUUAAACGUCAUGCACUGAUAUGAUUAUUAUGUUUAUGUGCAUGAUAAUAAUACGAUAAAUACUUGCUAAUACUAAUUGUAAAUUAUGGUUUACGCCGUCAGCUAGCCGAUUGUUAGGUAUUUGUUUGCACCUCUAUUAUAACAUUCUACGGGUAAAGACACAAUAAUAAUAUUACCGGAACGCUUUCGGCGUAGCCGUUUAUUCACUAAGAUAAUAUUCACAGCGGUGACGUAUUUUUCGGAAAAAUUUGAAUUUUCUUAGGGAUGUUUUUUUUUAUAAUAACUCGGAAAAAACCAGAAACAACGUAUCAUAGGUAAACAGUAAAACAUAUUUAUUUAUUUGAAUUUUUUUAAUUUUUGUAAACUACGUUUUCUGCCAGAAAUAUUGCUCGGAUAGAGAAACGACAAAAGAACUUUUUAGUUGCACUUUUAAUGUGGUUGGCUAACAAGAAAGUAGUAUUUUUGAUUUUUCCCGUUGUUUUUAUUUUUUUAAACCGAGCAAAAUGAAAGGAAAUGUAAGAAGAGUGGGAAAAUGUAUUAAAAUAAUGAUUAUUUUAUUUUCAAUUUUGUUUUUUUGCUGUAAUUCAGUUAAAAUUAUUCGUUAAGACUUGAAAUUUUGACAGAAAAUUGAUUUUUACUUUUUAUAACGCGGUAAAAUGUUCAAAACAUUUGCAAACAUGUUUGCCUUUUCUUUUUAAAAUAUCUGAGCCAUUUUUGAGCUAUUUAUAAAUAUUUUAAUUUUGCGAGCUUUUUACGUAAUUUUUAUUUAGUAGGUAUUAUGUAGAUACAGUUAUAAGAUUUAUCAUAAACAAAAAUACUUGAAAAUUAAACAGUAGGUUCGUUAUAAGACGUAGUAUUUUUUUUUUUUUUUUUUUAUAAUUUGAGAAACGGAAAUUUACGUUUCUUAUAAUUAAGGACUCUUCCCACUUUCCAAUGUCUUGUUCCUAUACUUAAAUAAGAACUGUUCCCAAGCUUCGUUCCUAUGAAAGGAACCUUCCCAAUACUACUCUUAAUAAUCAAGAGACAAUAAGAAAUCAAGACAUUAGGAAACAAUAAAUAGUUAAAAUCGUAUUUUAAAUAGUGUUUUAAUAAAUCGAUAAACGCGCUGAUUCGUAAAUCAUUACCAUUUCAGUUUACCGGUUUUAGCAUAUUAUACUAAACCGCUAGAUGGCGAUAGAAUUAUCAAAUACGUAGCUAUAAUUUUAAUUAAACAUUUUGUGUAAAAAAAUUACAAUAGAGAGUUAAUAUAACAUAAUUAUUUUAUUUGAAUCAAUAUUAAAAACAAAAAGGUUUGUUAAUCAUGUUUUGAAAUGAUUUAUUCGAUUUUCGUCUAAACGUGAUUUCAAAAGCUGAUAAAAAUGAUUCUAUUUCACUCAUUUUUUCCUUCCGGCUAGUUAAAAUGUAUUAUUGUAAACUAUGUGUUUAAUUUUUGAUAAUUUUUCCCAUAGCAAUUUUAUCCAUAUUAAACGAAAUACAAAUUAAAUAACCUCGACAAAUUUAAAUGGCUAUAAAUAUCUCAAAAAUUGCCAAAAUGUUUUGAAAAUUUUAUCACAACUACAGAGAACUAAUAUAAAUUUUAGAGGUCUUUAGUAUUUUUUUAAACUAAAUUGUAACAAAAAAAAAAACAGAAUUGAAAAUAAUAAAAACAGUUAUGACAAAAAUAUUUCCGUUUUUUCGACGUUUGACAUUUUCUAGGUUUUUUUAGUUUUUAUUUGGCUUUAUAUGGAUACAAUUAUUUGGCAAAACAGAAAUGCUUGAACAUUUAACACGAGGUUCAUUCGAAACUCUACUUAGCGAUUAAAGUAAAAAUAUUUUAGCGUAAUUUAUUCGUUUUUUUUUUUUUUAUAAGCGUUUUAAUUUUAAAUAUUGACGAAAUUCGUAAAAAAAAAAGACGUCAAUAACUUAACUUCGCUCAGAAUCGUAUUUCGUUAGCAACGAUUUAUCGUUUCAUUUGUAUAUAAAUUAAAUAAGUUUAUGUACUGUAUCUUCUUAACUUCCUAUCUAUUCGUAAAACUUUUGCACGUCCAUCAGCAGUAUCAGAUUUUUUUAUUUUAAAUCGUUUAUAUACAAAAGAACAAAAUAAUAAUUCUACCUACCUACUAUAUAAUCUCCACCUGUAAAACCAAUAUUUACCUCUCAGGGUUUUUGUUUUUGCAAACAAUAUUUAUGGAGGCUCAUUACGAUAACGUGUUCGUUUUCAUUUGGCCGAUAAGCAGUUUUCAUUGAAUUUCAUUGAGCGUAAAAGUUUUCUGUUUUUAAGAAAACACUCAUAUGUGUUUAUAAGCAUUAUUGAUGUGGGUGAAAAUAUCGAAAUGAAAAUCAAUUAUCACCGAAGUUUAGAAGGUGCAUUUUUAGUACAUUGAAUUGUCGAGUGCGAAUGUUAUUAUAUAGAUGAGUCCUGUGCUAUUUUCGAUUCAACUGGAAAAAAUAGGUGUAUUUUAAGUGUCAGAAAACAUUACGGUAUUUGUGUAACAAUCAUUUGUUUGUUUGUUUGUUUUUUUUUUUUAAAUUACCGCCAAAGUUUUUGUUUGGUAUUAUUAUUGCGAUGUGGUUUUCGCACUAUACACGAUAAGUACAUAUUAUUUUAGCCAUACCAUGUAAACUCUAAACGCUAUCAUAGUGAAUAGCCGAUUUUCGUUCAUCAUCGUUACGCAUAUUAUACCUGCAUUACAUACCUACGGUUCACCAAAAGUUAAAUUUAUGGCUAGAGUUUCCGGCAAGCAGCGUCAAUAGAUUAAAAGGCGAUAUUUUUCGUUUUUGAAUCGCGUCGGCCUUUUUUUUUUCUUUUUUUUUUUUUAUUCGCGCGUUAAUAUUAUCAUUAUAAAAGGGAAAAUUCAAAUUAUAAUCCUUGGCCCAUAUCGUCGACGUUAUUAUAUUUUUUUCUCCCGACACGAUUGUGACUACUCGAAUAUCGGGCGAUAUAUCACAUUGUAUAGGGUUUAGGAAAAGUUAAUUUUGUUUGUUUGACGAUAAUAUGACACUGCCACCGAAAUGCGGACGGACGGACGUUAUCUACCCUUAUUAUCUACGCGACGUGGUUUAUUGUUAUUUAUACUCUUACGCGCAAUUCCGGUUGCCGGUUAUAAAACAGCCGAGGGAGACUCUUAAUUGAUAUUAUAAUAAUAAACGUAUAAUAGGUACGUACAUUUUUAUGACCCUUUUUUUUUUUUUCAUUUAAGAGCUAGGGUGCCGCGGGGACAUUUCCCCGACGAUUACCAUCCGUUCGUAAAAUCGAAAUUAUUCGAAUAACGCCGCGGACGGAUUCUAAAAUAUAAUAAUAUACGAGUCAUACGCGAUGUAAAUAUUAAUUAUAAUAUUAUAUCGAGGAAUGCGAGAAUUCCGAUAAAUCAUACGCGAAUUACGCAGUUUCACGACGUAGAACGUACCUACUGCGUUUGUCUACGUGCGGACGAGCGUCUCGUGUACACAAUAAAUAUUAUAUUGUGGGUGCUCAUUAUAAUAAACACAAUGAGUUCCAGGGCUUAACAAUUCUUUACAAUCGAUCACUGGUAAACAGCGGCGUUACCAUCAAUUUUUUCCGAGAGUAUACUAUAGUAACGUUCCGCGGAGUAUUUUGUGUCUUUCGUAUGUUUUUCGAGGGUACCCGUAAAUGACUGCUUAUAGGGAAAUAGAAAUAAAUUAUACGAAAAUCAAAUUGAAAUCGCCAAAUUAAAACACGCUGAAUUUAAAAAAAAAUAUUGUAAACCGUAAGAAAAUAUUCCGAAGUUUUUAGGUAAAAUUAUUGAAAUAAAAUAAAAUAGUUUUAAUUGUAGCAUUAUGGAUUUUGUGUAUGUUCACGACGAAUUUACAUGUUUUUUUUUUUUCUGAGACGUAUAUUUAUUGCAGUACUAUGUCACCCAUGAUUUCUCAACAAAACGUUCGGAGUUUGCGGAGUAUUAUGUAGUAAUCCCCCUACGUGAACACCACUGCCGCUGCAAAACCCAGGGGCGGAUCCAGGAAGAGAUAACGGGAGGGUCGAUUUUGAAAAUUCAUAUAAGUCACGCAUUUAUCACGGGGUUAAUGAUGAAUAAGAGCUAUAUUGGAAAGUGAACGGGAGGGGGCGAUCGCUCCUAUCACUCCCUCCCCCGCUCUUUGGAAAUGCAACUCGAUUGAUUGCGAUUUUACGAUAUCUAACUAUCGUACGCGCGGAAAAAACGCAUUUUUCCCGAUAAACUCACGCGCCAUGGUUUAUCAAUACGAAAAUAUUGCGACGCACGCCUAAAAAAAUAUAUCGUCGAAUUUUAACAAAUGGUUCAUAAUCGUGAACGAAAUAUUAUACAACAUACAAAACAAACAGUGUUGUUAAUUUUAGAACUACGCACGAGGAAAAAAAAAAAGGUUUAACCUAACCGUUGUUUGUUUAAAGUAACAUUAAAUAGGCGUCAUGCUAUCGUAUUCGCGGUUAUGGAAACGCGAAUGGAUGUCGACGAUUUUCGACGAACGAAAACAUUUAUCUUUUUGAACAAUUUUAGAGUUAAAACAAGUGGUUAUAUAUAUAUAAAAAAAUAAUAUGUAUCCAGCGAACAAUUUUUUUUCAGAGGUCACGAAUAUAAGUACAGAGAUUUUUUAAAAGAAAGAAAAACAAAUUAUUCUUGUAUUGGCGGUAUCGAACUACAUUAUGUUAUCACGGAAAAAUUGUCGUCUUUAUAGAUUGUCGGUGAAAUCACUUUGAACUCUGAGGGUUAUUUUUUCUUUUUGCGCGCACGUGUUUUUAUAAACAAAUUUCACGAGUACACGGUAAAUACUCGCGACAAUGCCCGUUAAUAGUCUACUUUAUAGUUAAUUUGCAAAUUUUUGACUCGAUAAAAUAUCGUAUUUUAAUAUUAUUUAUUUUCCGUUGAAUUUUCUUAUACGCAACCCCUUAAAUAACUAUAACUCGCAGGUACGGUGUCAUAAACAAACAUAAUUUCUUAUAUCGCCGUUUUUGUCUGUAAAAUAUUCAUUAAUACAUGUUUUGAAAUAAUUUUAUUAAACUCUGCUUAUACUAAAAAGAUUAUUACUUUUGUUUUUAUAGAUGGGGCAAUUAAAAACGGUAAGUAACCGUUAAUAUCGAAAUAAAUAAUACGAUUUAUUGUGUUUAGCUCUUCUUGUUCGGAUAAAUAAGAAUAAUAUGGUGAACUAAAUGGUAUUCAGUGGCGUGUUUACAUUUAAUUUAAUAGUUUUAGACUGUUAUCGAAACAUUAACGCGAAAACAUAUACUAUUCGUAUGUUCAGUGUUCUAUAGGCAAUUUAUUUACAUUCAUACGACAUGAGUUGCAUUGGUUAUAUUUCAAGGCUAAUAGUUUAAAGCCGUGUAAACCGUUAUUAACACAUUUAUUAUUGAACUAUGCACAACAGUAUAUUUUAAGCGUUAACAUAUUUAAACCGUUAUAGCUUUUUAGAAAACAAUAGUCUAUUGAAUUGUAUUCGUAUAUAAAUGUUUUCUAAAAAUCUCUGCUAUAAAAAUUUUAUAGUACAAUUUGAAUUUAAGUUCCAUAUCCUAAAAAAAAAAAAAAAAGUGGCAGAUCAUCGUGGGACACUGUACAAUAAAUUAUCGAACACGAAAACAAACAAUAUAUUUACUGGGUAUUUUAUGAUGUUCGUUCAAACUACAAAAGAAUCGGGCAUCCAAAAAAAUAAUAUUAUAAUAUUUAUAUUUAGAGUUUGUAAAAUUUCAUUAAUUAUAUUUUUUGAAAUUUUUCAAAAACUUUCGACAAAUAUUUCAUUUUGAUGAAAACCAAAAUAAAAUAUAUUUAUUUUUAAAUUUAAAAUUCAAAUAGUAACCAUGAUAAAUUUCUAUAAUUAAGGCAUGAACUGCCUUUUACAAUAAUUUUUAACAACAAAUUGAAAUCGUCUGCAAUUAACAAAAUAGUUCAAUCGGAUUUAAUUUUUGACACUAUAGAUAAUAUUUUUAUUUCGGCACAAGGCCAGUUCGUAUGAAAAUGUACUUAUUUAUUUAUGUAAAUUUUAAAAUUCAUCCAAUACUACAAAAUCAUAAAUUUAUAGUUAAUAAAAUAUCAUAGUUAAAAAACAGUUAUAGAAAAAAAAUGUAUUUUUCAAGCGGCGUGGAAACUUCAAGUGAAACAUUCCGUACUCAUAACUUUACUUAUAUUUUACUGACCCCAAAUAGUUGGGACGAAGGCGAAGGAGAAUAAGAUAAACCAAUUUAUAAUAUAUGUACACGGGAAUGUAGGAAAGUAUUUAAAAUUGUACUUCAACACGGACGAUAAUUAAUAUCGGGGACAGUUAUGCAAAAAAAGAAAACUAACAUAAUAUUAUUAUAAUAAUAUGUCGUGCUAUUGAGUCGGUGAUGAAACGGCGUGCUAAUGACAUUGCGACAAAUAUUUCUGAUUUCGUGUUCGUUAUACCAUAUUGCGCUCGCGUGCCAGACAACUGGACGUGUAUUCAAACAGUUAUGCUGUAACCUGGAUACAGAGCGAUUCAGUAUGCGGUUCGUCAAACACAAUAAUUUUUGUUGCAUUCAAUAUUUUCAGGCGUUUUAUUUAUUUAUGCACAAUAUUGCUCCAACACUGCAUUGCAAUAUUUGAAACAUAAAGUUCGAUUUUUUCAGAGGUUGGUCACCUAAACGAAAAGUAUACGAAUUCUAAUACGGUUAAAACGUAACAAAUCCAAACAUAUCGAUUUUUUUUUUUUUUACUUUUUAUUUUAAGGCGAACUUUUAACAGCACGCGACGAUAUAAUAUCGUACAACGAUAAUUGCAACUAAAAAAAGGAAAAAACAAAAAAAAAAAAACGAUUACGCCAAAACACCGUCAAACCGUAGUAUAUUAUACGAUACGAGUUUGGUAUUAUGUACGGUGAAUCAUCCAAUGCACAAUGAUGUCUUAUUUGGUCUUAGUCCGCAUAAAAUACAAUGCAAUUGGUUGAGUAAUUGUUAUUUAUUUCGUUAAAAAAAAAAAAAAAAAAAAAACAAAUGUUAUAUUGAAAGUUAAUGUUUUUACCGAUAAGUUAUCGGGCCGAUACCGACAAACCCGAAAUCGCGUUGCGCGGCGAUUCGUCCUGUAUAUCGCAAUGACGGUGGCCGCGACGUGCCGCUGGCGCAACAAUAAAUUAGCGUUCUCGUCGCGGAUCCGUCGUCGUCGUCGUCGUCGCGGGUCCGCGCGGGCGUUCGACCUCCGCCGCCGCGGACCUGUAGUAGUCGACGUUGUCGUGGAAACGCACGUCGACGGCCGGUCGCGGCAACGGUCGGACGGACCACAUAAACGUCUGGGUGGCGGGACCGAGCCUCGCCGGGUACUUGUGUCGGUCGUGCGCGACCGUUUGCCCGUCGUGCGACGGGCGGUGCUGGUCGUCGCGGGUCGGCGGCGAUUCGGUGCCGGCGGCGGCCCGUCUGGUUUCCGUUUCGCCGACCUCCGCGACGGGGGUCGCGGUCGUUCCGUCGACCUCCUCCGAGGGUCCGGCGGCCGUCGGCGAAACGUCUUGCGAAUGGUCCCCGUACUGCUGCUUAUCCGGCGUCUCGUCCGGCUUCUGCACCGCCGUCACCCCGUCGCCGCUGUCCGGAUUCCGCGCCGGCUUUCCGUAUUGUUGCGCCGGUCCCCCGUCGUCGUCGUCGUCGUCGUCGCCGCCGUCGUCGGUGACCGCGUACUGGUUGGUCGGCCGGUCGGAAUUCUCGAAAUCGCCCAACGUCCAUUUCCGGUCGGGAUCCGCGAAAAACAACGCCGGCGGCGGGAACCGGACGCCCGUGAGGAAGUGCACGUUUUGCUCCGCAUCGUCGCCGGCUGCGGCGAACGGCGGCACCGGGCCGCUGCUGUUUUUCGCCGCGUUCAUUUGCCGAUAGGACAGCGCUGCUGCCGGAACCGCAGCGAUAAUAACCCCGGCGACCGCUACAGCCGUCAGCAACCGCCGGAACGUCUGCGCGAAAAAAUAAACACUUACAUUAUUAGGGCCGAUACACCCCGAAAGUUAGUACGCAUAUUUUUCGGAAACCGAUCAAUAUACGGGAUCUAUUCCGAACGGAAUUGAUUUUGAGAUUUUGAAAUAUGAUGGCGUGUUUACGGUAGUCGGUAAAGUAUUAACGGAAACGUAAGCAUCGGACGAGGCGAUAGACGAGACGUGAGAACUUGUGGCACUCAAUCGUCGUAUAAACUUAAAAAAACAGAUUAUUACGCAAUAAUUGUCUUAUUGAACAAUUAUUGUUUAUUGUCUCGAGUCCGACAUAAUAACAAUUGAUGUUGUAAAUUACAUGUUGAAUUUUUGCAAAGAACAUUGGCGUAUAAUCUCGUCGGGAGUAGAGUAGGUUGCUACAACCUGCUCUACUCCUAUGUGGACUUCGUUUCAUUCGUCUCAUCGGGCGAGCCGCCAUUUGUUAAACUACAAACUCCGGUGUACACCGCUUAUUUUUAAUACGGCGCGACUAAUAAAAUUCAGCUUUCAUCGAGUAAAACGCAAUCGUGCACAGUGUACACUCAGAAACCCCAUAACUAGUGUAGUAUUGCACGGUAGAAUACGCAAGUUUUGCGACAUAAAGUUUCACUGAUAUUUAUGUAAUUGUGCGAUAUAAAACUACGCUACAUACUUAAUACAAAAUAUCAUUAAUUUAUGCUAAUGCGAAGUAAAAUUCACCUUAAUCAAAUCGAUCGAAGACCAUACACGGAACGGAAAAAAAUUAUCGCUGUCUGUAGUGCAUUAAAAAAUCAAGCCAAUCUUGUUUUUUUUCUAACCUGUUAAAACCUGUUAUCAACCUAUUAUAUCCGGUAUUUUUUUCUCACAAUCGUUUCAGGAAUAUUUUCGAUUCGUGCGUACGUACGUUUGGAUGUCAAUUAUUGACACCUAAACCAUUAUAAUAAUCGGUGGUUAAAGUGAGAAGAACUUCGAAGGGGGAUUGCAUUGACCGAAAAUUGAGAGGCGUUCCCGAGAACUAACUAAAUCUAACCAAACUUUCAGGAAACUUGUUAUGGAGACAAAACUUCCAAAAUAUUUUUCUAUCACAUAUAAUUGUUUAUGAACAUGUUGUAUUAAUAGGUUUUUAAAAUAAACUAUACCCAUCCCCCGCUCAUAUUAUCCUACGGGUAUGCCUGCUCAGUAAAAAUAAAGUAAACCAUCACAGUUCAGUAUACGUAAAAUCUAAUAGGUAUUAAAGAAUUUAUUUUGAAUAAAACUAUUUAGGGUUUUUAAAAUUUCAUUAAAAAAAUGCCUCAACUAAAGUGUGCCCCGGGCUGUGAACACUCAAACUAAAAAGAGACUAAUAAUUUUACCUGAUAUAAGACGAAGAAAUUCUGUACCCUCCACUUUAACCAAUGAUAAUAGAUGUAUUUAUUUUUUUGUAAUAUUUCAAUAUAUCUGUCCUUUAGAAUAUUCUAGAAUCUAUUGCGAUUUCAGUUUCGUACCAAUAGCGUUUCAAAACUAAAAGAAUAAUUACCUACAGUGAAACCUGAAUACAGACAUGUGUCCGUGUAGACACGUUUUAGUGCUUUUAAGUGGUGUAUUCGUGGGGGUUUAGGGAAAUUAUGGCGCCCUUGAACUUUUUUUCGUAUUUAAUACUUAUAUGGCUAUUUGUUUAUUUUUUAGUCGGAAAAAUCAACAUUUAAAUAUGCUGGUAUCUAUGUAUAGUGCAUAUAGUUAAUAUAUAUUGAACGUAUGCGUUUUCUUGUUUAAAACGAAGCUAACCCGAACCACUGCAUUAUGAAGGAAGUUAGAUUAGUACCUAAAGAGUAAACAAAAUAAACAGUUACUCUACCUAUAGUUAGGUAUUCGAUUCAAUGACUUGAUAAUUUUAGGGUACAGAUAAAAUUACUUACAUAGUUAUGUAAAUUAUCAAUAGUUGGUAUCUUUUUAAUCAGGGCCAGUAAUCGGUAUACAUUAUACGAUAUGACACAAUUUCUAAAUUCAAUAUCUCCCUCCUCGGCGAAAUCCCAUAUACGUUACAGGUGAUUUUUAUAGUCAAUCUUAUGUAAUACACAGAGGCAAAUGUAAAUUUUGUAUUCAAAUUUAUGAUUUGUUUAUAUGUUCAUAUGUAUAUAAGUUACCUAAUUAUAGGUCUACCUAUAAUUAUUUUUUCUGUUGACUUACAUACAUAAUUACAAUACACAUAUAUUAUACACCUACGUCUUAUAUUACACGCAAUACUUGUCUAUAAUUUAUUUUUUCAAAUUUCAAAAAACCAAUAGAAUCGAUCGAUCGGCCGUAUAGUAUUUAGGACUCUAAAAAAAUGUCGGGUGAAAAAAAAAAAAUAAAACACAGAUCUCCGUAAAAUGUUCGUUUCACUGAGAAUCUAAAAUCGUCAAGCGGCGAUCAAAUAAUAAAAUUGAAGAGAUCGGUAACGACUGACGGUUGUCUAAAUUUUCUUCAAUUUCGUAAAUUUGAUUUUUUUUUUUUUUUUUUAAUUUCGACGACCACCAUAUUAUAAGACUUUUCCACUAAUCUAUUGACCCAUAACCGUUUUAGAGGAAAGGGUAUAGAUGUUUAUUUUAAGGAAGACUAUGACGUUUUAGACCGUAAAGCCAGACAAAACUAUACGAAUUGUGUUUGACGGAUUUCAUUUAUGAAAGCGUAUUACGAUUCGUUAUUAGGUUCUUCAUUAGGAUAUGCCAGAAAUAGGAAUUUAAUUUGUUUUUAACGGAAAUCGUAAAAAAAAUGUCAUCGUAUUUUUGAAAAAUGUUCAAAAAAUUACCUCAAGUAUUUUCACACCCUUUUCACACCUUAUGAUGUGAUAAAAUCGAUCAAAAUUAAACAUGCAAUUACGACGUGUUGUAUAAGGAUUUCGGCAGUCUAAACCGGCUAAAAUACACACCGUCACCGAAUCCCUUAAUGUUAAUUAUAACAGUAGUAAUAAUAAUAAAAUGUAAUUCGUUAUCGUGAUGAUAAUAUGUACUGCAAUAAAUACUUACGGUUCGUACAAAGACGGGUUGUGCGAUCAUAUUCGUCGUCGUGAUGUUGGCGCGCGCAGCAGGUAUUAUAAUGCUCGUACGGUCAAAUCGGUCACCUCCAUCGACGCCGGGCACACUGAAUUGAUAUUAUUAGGUGGGUAUGCGACGACAGUGGAACUCCCUAGUUUGUGAAAUACAAAAAUCAUUACCCGCCGUCGUUAACGAUCGCGUUUAAUUACUGCCCUUUACGCCAAACGGCUACGACAAACACCAAUGGUAAUAAUUAAUUAUACGCGUACGAGAUAUUCAUUUUAUUGGUUUUAUAUAGAUAGGUUCCGGCCAUUUUUUUUUUCUCCUUGUCGUGACGCCGCCUGUUAAUCGACUGCGGGCGCUUUUUCUUUAACGACAAUAUUAUUGUGGCCCGCGUGGCCCGCGUCAGCAGUAUAUAUUUUAAUAAAUAAUAUAAUACAUAACAGCGAUAUAAUACAGGGCGAUUGCCUACACGAACGUUUCGCGUGAAUUCGGAUUUCGGCGAUUUUUCAGACAUUUUAGAUUGCGAGUGAACCGAGCAAUGUAUUGGUUUUGCAAUGACGUUUAUUUUUUAACGACUUUGUAAACAACAUUUCCAUCAGAAAUCUUGUUCCGAUUUUUUAGCGCAGUACCUGUUCUGAAAGGCAAUUUUAUCUAAGCCUAACUCCAUGAGUUAUUUUUCUAUUGUCCGAGUGGGGUUUUCGUAACAAUUGGGAGAAAACCCGAGAAAAAACGUAGGAAAUACGGGAAAUUUUCAAUUGUGAUUUUUUUUGUUGCGAUUCAGUAAAAAAUAUUUGUAAACACUUGAGAUUUGGACGGAAAACGUAUAUUUGCGUUUUCUAAAUGUAGCAACAUUUUUAAAAUAUUUAGACCACUUUUGAGCUUUUUAUAAACAUUUAAAUUUUGCGCAAUUUUUUUCGGUAGGUACUCUUUCUAAAUACAAUUGUUUGACCAAACAAAAAUGCUUGGAAACUUAAUUGGAAGUCCAUUAUAAAGUGUAACCAUUAUUAGUCGUGUAUCGUGAUAAAAAGAAAAAAAAAUUGAAUACUAUGUAGAAUUUUUUUUAUAAUAAUUUUAAUAUCAAAUUUUGACGAAAAUCGUAAAUUGUACGGCAUUAAUUAAGCAUUAUCGUAUCGGAAUUAUAUGGCGAGCUGCUAAACAAUUUAAAAAUUUAAAAAUUGGUAAUAUUAUUACAUUUUUAUUGUAAAAUUUUGGAAAUAUUGUAAAUAAAAUAGAGAAUAUUAAACAGUUCUAUAACAAUGAUAAUGAUCUAUAAAAAAAACUACAAAAUCAAAUUUAUCCAAACUCUUCGUAGAUAAAUCGAGACUGUUCAUUAUAAAAUAAUCACUCUGUAUACACGAACAUUACGUGUUCGGUGCCCACAUAAGUACGUAUAUUAUAAUCACAUUAUUAAUUUCCACCGUUAACUACAAUCUCCGAUAUAGAAACAACGGAACUUUGCGAACAAUAUGAUUAUAAUAUCGUUUGUGGCACCCAAUAAACGUUUGGAAAAAACAAUAUUAGUAAUCCGAUAAUGAUACCUACUCGUGGUUAAUGAAAGAUAUCUAUAAACCGGCAAUAGUUUCGUUUAAAUAUUGUUUUCGAUCAAGUUUAGACGCUGGGAAAACUUCUUAUUGUCCACGAAGCAUUUUGAUUUUAAAGAGAUAUUUUAGAUUUUGAGCGCAGCGAGGGAUUGGUUUACUAUGUGUGAUUUUUUUUUUUUUUUAAUUUUUUCUGUCAGUUAAAAUUUUUUUACCAAAUAUUAUUGCUUCAGUUAAAAACGACACGAGUGUAUUCCCGUAGUAUUUCGAAACUUAUUCAUGCAUCAAGGAGGUAAUUAUUUGAUUCUCCGUGUAGUUUUCUAAAUAAUCGGUAAAAACCGUAAACAAUAAACGUAUGAAAACCAAAAAGUUUAUGACAUUAACGAUUUCAUUCGAUUUCGAUUUUUGUUGUAAUUCGGUUAAACAUAAUCGUAUUAUAUUAGCUUUUUCUAGACGUAGUAACAUUAAUUUUAAAACAUUCUGACGAUUUUUAAAUUAUUUAUAGGCGCUUGACAUUUUCGAAAUUUUAAAUUUUUAUUUGGUAUUAUGUGGAUAAAGUUGUUUGGCUGUUGGGAAAUUAUUCAAAAUUUAAUACGAGGUUCAUUAUAGAUUAUGGAUAGUGGUAAACAAAGUUUAGUGUAAUUUAGCAGCGUUUUUAAUAAGUGUUUCAAGUUUAAAUUUUUACGAAAAUCGUAAAAAUUACAAAAUUUAAAACAUGUAUAAACUGAAUUUUGACCUCAGAGUGAUGUUUAUUUAACACCGAUUUAUCAUUACAGAUAUAAAUUAAAUAACUAUGUAUAUCUUACCUUUUUAAUUUCACUUCUUUACCAAUGAUACGCCCAUCAGCAGUAUCAACGUUAUAUUUUAUAUUUGAUCGAACGAUUCAAAAUAGCUGUUUUUUUUUUUUUAAAUAUCUACCAUAUCCCACAGCUUACACUCGCCCGAAAAUGUGUUCUUAUGAAAGGACGCUAAAAGAACAGUGCCUCAGAGCGCUAAGAAUGUAAAAACGUCUCUGGAUGCAUACUUAACAUCCGACAGGUGUUUAUAUAUAUGCACAUAUUAUGUAUAAUUUUAAUUUAAAAUUGGUUCGUCGAACUCACGGAAUAAGGUUAAAACAUUAACAUCAUGCAAAAUAGAGGCGUUUACUAAUUGAACACAUAAUAUUACUCGUUUAUCCGAAAACCGACAAAUCGUUUGCAUAAAAUAAUAAUAAUAAUAAUAAUGUUUACUGAAAAACAUAACCUGUUUAUUUAUGCUAUACGUAUUCGUGGGAAUCUCGACUAAAUAAUAUGUUGAGAUGUUUCUUCUUCGUGGCCUCACCCCUCUCCAAGAUUCUUGACCACCACUGACACUGACUUCCAUUUUCCCCUGUACUGGACGGUUUCCCUCCAAUUUCCCAUCACACCUAGUAUAUUAUAAGAUUAAAAUACAAAAUAGUUUUACGUAUAGGACAAUCCGUGGUCGUAGAACACCUAUCUACCUGCCUAUCCAUAAUUUUUAUUGCUCCGGAAUUAGAAAUCGAUAAAAAUUAAAAUAUAAAAUAUAUUUUAUGAGCGGGAAAAAAUCCGGGAUGAAUACAAAUUAGCCAAAAUCGUGCAGUAUAAGUAUAAUAUGGUAAACGGUUAUAAUUAUUUAUAAGUUUAUAGAUUGAGUAUUCAUAAAUUUUAAAUUUUAAUCGCAACUAUCAUCAUUAUUAUUAUACUAUGUAUAUUUAUUGGACUUAAUACAAACAUUUUUAUGUGUUUUAAACAGGUAGUAUUUUUUUUUUUUUAGAUAGGCAUAUAAAAAUCAAUAAAAAUUUGUUUUAUUAUUUUUGUUUGUUUUUUACGUUCUAUAAUAGUUCACUUAUUGCACUAGUAUCGCGGCUGGAUAUAAAAUCUUUUUUUUCUAUGAACAACUUUAUGCUCACAGUUUAAAAUUUGGGUUUUCGCUACCAUAACUAUAUUCCUCCACGUGUUGUCUCUAUUUUGAACUAUUUUUCUCCUGCAAUUUUAACCAUCAGCCUUUUCAAGCAUUAUUAUUUAUUACUGUCGAUAAUAGUUGUUACGACAGUAAAUUAUAUACACUUAUUAAUAGGUAAUUAAUCACUAGUUAAUAUUAUUUUAUAGAAAUCAACAGUACUUAGUUGAUAACAUUAUAAUAAUAAUAAUAGGUCGUAAAUGUGUUGUCUAUGAUUAUUGAUUAUAAUCAUCCGAAUAUCCGAUAUUUAUUUUAUCGAUAUUUAUGUUUUAUUUACAGGUGCGAUUGAUGUUUUUAAAUAGUUUGUAAAAAAAAAAAAAAAAACGACGGAAUUAAUUUUUAUACAAUAAUAUGCUAGAAAAAUGGUAGUUUUAUGUUAUAAAAUGUCACAUUUAUUAUUAUUAAUUUUCUUAUAACAUUUAUUAUAAAAUUAUUAAGGUCAUCGAUGUAAUAAAAUAUUUGUUUUACGUUAAUUAUUCAAACUAUUAUGAUAGAAGACUUCCCAGUUCCUAGUGAGAAUAUAAUAUUUAUAGAAUACUACUGUAAUACGUAUAUUAUUUUUUUUUACAAAUCGCUACGUUUAUGUAACGUGACGACGUUAUAAACAAUUAUUUUGUAACUGUACGAUUUUACAUAACCGGGUGAGUACAAUAAAAAAUAAAAAGUGUCAAUCAGACGUUCAGACAUGGAAAAAAAUACACAGAUAUUAUUAUUAAGUAAAUGUAAAAACAAAAAUCUCAAAAGUUCAAACUAUGGAUCUUUCGGUAUACUGUUAGUAGGUAUUUAUCACAUUUUUGGAGAAUACUAAAAUUACAUUGACUUGUAACUGUACGCAAUGAAUUGGCGUACAGUUUGGUACCCAUGAGUUUAAAUUAAACAUUAAGUGAUACAGUGAACUACAAAUUAAUCAUUGAUAGUUUCGUACGGCAGGUAUAUUUUUGAAGAAAAUAAUUAAACAAGUGGUUACACACUGGACGGCCCCAGUUGUAUUGUUACUAUUCUAUUGUAUAAGCGUACUAAAAUGUAUAUUUGGAAAGUUUUCUCGAAACUUUUUUGAAUUGUUUCGGUGACAAGCGAUUCCAACGGGAUGAAAGUUUUUUAGGCCAAAUGAAAGUUUAAUUAAAAAUAUAAGAAAUAUAAUUAAAGCAACUUAUACUUAUGUUACGAAUAAAUUAAAUGUAUAGUGAAAAAUGUAUAUUUUAUAACUUAAUCAUUAUUAAGUUAUAAAAUGAGAUGGAAUUUAUUUUAAAAAAAUACUUAUUUGUCAUAUUCGAGUAGAAUCACUGUAGCGUUUAAACAGUUGUACCCAUGAUAUAAAAUUGAAAAUACAUUUUUAGAUUCCAAGCAUAGCGAGGGAGUUAUUGGUUUUAGUAAGAUGUUUAUUUUUUCUUUUUAUAGUCCGUGGACACGUCUUUUUCUAGUAAACUUGCUCCGAGCUUUACGUGUAACAAAUUUUCUGAAAACUCAAGUUAUCUUAAUUGUACUUUAAUUUUUUCGACGCCAUUUUUUAAAUAAAACCAAAUUUGUUGCCUUUUUGAUUUAAUUUUUUACGGUAUCAUCGUAAAAACUUUUGAGAUUUUAAGAAAUUUUAAUUUUUGGGAGUUUUUUUGCUAUAAUUCGGUUAUAAAUACACGUAGAGACUUGAAACUAGGUAAUAAUAUUUAUAUUGGACUUACCUAGACGUGGUAAAAUUUCUGAAAUCACCGGACGACCUUUUUUUUUUUUGAAUAAGCGUUUUGAAAUUAAAUUUAAACGAAAAUCGCAAAAAAAAUUACGGCACUUGAAAUUAUGUACUUUCGAAUUGCGCUCGGAAUCAUCUUUCGUCAAGCAAUGGUUUAUCGUUGCUUACAGAUAUAAAUGAAAUAACCUUAUGUAUCCUACCUCUCCAACUUCUCACCUACAACAGUGGCCGCUCCCAUUCCCAGUAUCAUCUCUUUUUUGAUAUUAACAGUUAAAACAGAAAUCACUUCAAGGUUAUGAAGUGAAAACAAUAUUAGGUAACGAAUAUUGAACAAGAAUGAUGGACAUAAGUACAUAUUCACAAUAUUAUGUUUAAAUUGUCAUUUUAAUAACUAAUGUAUUUUUUAUGCUUACGUGACUUAUUUGUCAUUUUCUGCAAAUUAACUAAAAUAUAUUACUUACAUAAUUAUGAAGGUCGUAUUAUUUUUUACAGCACAAUUUAUGCUAUAAAUUCGUUUUAUUUACCAAAUGGUACAAAACGUCUAAUAAGAGGUAUAAAAGAAACAUAUUUUUUUUGUGACAUGCAUGAGAGAACUACAGUGCAUAAUAAAUAAUAAUAAUUAUGUAAGCGGAAAUAAUGUACUUUUCAAAAAAGAAAAAAAAAUCAUACCAAGAUUUUAAAUCAUUUUUCAUUAUGUAAGUGUUACAAGUUUCCGGAAUCAACAGUGAUGCACAUGGGAACAUUUUCUGUAUAGCGAGAAAAAUAUAAAUUUUAAUACCGCAGUAAAAUAAAAUUGUUACAUUUUCCUCCUUGUCGAUUGAAUUUGUUACGAUUAGAAUGUAACGUGGGAAUUUUUUUUCUAUCACUACUCAACAGUAAUAAUGCAAAAUACAAAUAGGUAGGUUUUGUGUGUUCAAUAGGUUCAAUAGGUGUGUUCAAUUUCGAAUUCACUUAAUAAAUGCCAUAAAAUUAAUUUGAAGUAAAACCUAACGGUGGAAAAACGUAAGAAUUUAAACUCCGGAGUUUCACUAGUGCGAUAAUUAUGGUAUUCGAAUAAAAAAAUAAUAAUACACUAUCCGGUACUAAAACAAUGUGAUGUGAAGCGAGACUGCUAGUGUUUAGCUUUGUUUCGAUAUUUUCGUUUCUGCAUCCUUUACUCUUGAAAUUACCUCAAAUUUGUAAUAUGUUGCUGCAAAAUUAUGUAAAAAAUUACACGCCGUGUUGAAAUUGAUGAAUUUAAGUAAUUGUUUAUAACUUAUUAGUUGGCAUGUUAAGUCUAAACUACUUACAACUAUUAUACUAAAGACAUCGUAUGUAUGAGUAAAAAUAUGGAAUUAAAAAGUGCUAUAGAACUAUAGCAAAGCAGCUCUCAAAUAUAAACUUUUUCUUAUUAAUUUAAGUUGUUUUUAUACGUCUCAACAUGAAUUUUCAUUUAUGUAUGAGUUUGGACGAAAUACAAUCUAAACGGGUUUUGUUGUCUUUAAAUUUCUAUAUAAAUAAUAGAAACGAUCUGAAAGUAAAGUUAUAAAAGCUCAAAUAGCAUUUUUUCACCUAAUGUCACCAGACGUACACCAGAAAAAACAAAAACCAAUUUACGAUUUAUUAAUUUAUAAUGCGCAAUAAGGUACACCUACACUGAUUUUGUUUUUCAUCAAGUAGCUAUACUUAAUUGCUUUUGCAGUAUACGUGUGUGUACAAUCGUUAUUCUUUUGAAACAUUUCGCUGUUUGACUUUCUCAAAGUUUUUAUGCUUUGUAAUACUGACGAAGAAAAUCUAUCUAGAUAUUAUAGUGAUGUACCCCUCGUAAUAUUGAAGUUCGCGUUUCUGAAUGCAAGAGGGUCGCAUCGGGAUUGGUGUAGGGCUAUACUUGAAAACUCGACCAUUAAGCCAACCUAUAUAUAUAAUAUACUUGUAUACAGAAUAAGGUGCGCCCACACUAUUUCUACCCAUCAAAGCCCGAAGAUCGCGAUCAUUGUUCGGAGGCUUAGAUUCUGCUGACGCGGGGAACUAACUUAACCGGGCGUCAUUUCCGUCUGGCGUAACACCGCGGGAAGCACGGCGAAGUUGCUAUUAAUAUAGUUAUUAUUAUAAUUAUCAUAUUAUACGCUGUGGAAUAUUUUGCCGCUUUUGCGCCGCGUUCAAAAAUACUUACCGUAAUAUUAGUAAGUUUUCAUCAUCAACGCCGACGAGAUUAUUUUAAUAUAAUAUAUAGCGUAAAACUUAUUCGUAUAAUAAUAAUAAUAAUAAUAAUAAUAAUAAUAAUAAUAAUAAUAAUAAUAAUAAUAAUAAUAAUAAUAUACUGUCGCGUUUUAAUUACGUCGUUUAAAAUAUUGUUCACACGAAAUCGAUUUAUUCGGUGAAUAUUAUAGAAAAAUUGUCGCUUAUAACAGUGCGUAUCUCAUUUUUUUUUUUUUUUUUUUUUAGUUUACCUACUGAUAGAUAUCAAUAAAUUAGUGUAUUUUGCACUAGAUAAUAAUGCAUUUAUAAAUUUAUUUUUUCUCCAAAAUACCAUUAUUAUUACCUAUGUGUUAUCGUUUUGUUAUAAAUGGCGUUAUCGUUUUCGUGACUUACAGUGAAACCAUAUGUCUAAAAAAAUAAUAAAAUAAAUUAUAGAGAAUUUGUUUUAAUAAUAUCGAUAAUAAUUUCGUUUUAUCAAAUUUUUCGAUACGUACUGUUUUAGUAUAAACGACGAAAUGUAACACGGUUUUUGAGUAGGUAUACUGUAGAAAAAUUGGUAGGUGCCUUUAGGCAAUAGUAUACGUCGCCGUUGUCCUUCGGUGCAAUAUAAUAAUAUUGUUCCCUCAUAAAAAAAAAAAAAAAAAACAAUAUAAAUAACGUCCAUUUAUUAGAUUAUUUAUUUUUGUUUAUAUGUAUGGCAAAAAAAAAAAAAAUUGUCUGUUAAAUUUAUAUUUUAGCCUCCCGGCCACCGGGGUAUGUUUCGACUUCCGGGUGUGUAUCGAUGGAUUACAGUGCUGGAAACAUAUAAUAUUUUGGCUCGUUUGACAAUGCAAACGCGCGGUCUUGUGUCCGUAAUUAGAUUAAUAUAAUAAUAAUUUAUAACGUCCUCGAGUUUUCGUUUUAUAUCAUCGUACAUUGUGACCAGCUGAAAAUCGGCCGCAGGCGACACGUGGGUUUUUGUUUUUUUAAAUAUAGGACGAUUAUUUUUAUCGUGAAACCAGUGACGGUAAUUUAAUUAUGGGAUAUUACAAUACAAUAUAAUAUUAUAAUAUUAAAUUGUAUAAUGUUAAUGAGGGGGGUGACGGAUUCGCGAGGAAACAUUGUGGAUAUACGAUUUAUCAAAAUUAAAUUGUACGCAAAAUGUUCGUACCGUAAUAUAGAUAACCGCUGGUUUGCGAUAAAAGAAUCAUCAGAACGUUAUUUCUUGAGGAUUUUUUAGAAACACGCAUACCAGACUGACGGGGUGGUCGGGAUGAGUAUUAUAAUGUUUUAUGUAAUAUGUGGUGACCUUGGCCCGAACAAUUUUUAUUUUGAAAGUUUCGUGCUUAUGUUAUUAUUAUAAUAAUAUUAUGUUUACCAUCGUAAACAAAUAAAACCGCGCAUUUUUUAAGUUAAGGUCGUGCAAUUUUUCAUUUAGAGCUACGCGAAAUGUGUCUAAACGCACGUUAAAAUAAUCAUUGAUUCAAUCACCCUGCAUAGGUACGGUAUUCGUAUAUUAUAACACAGAAGUGGAUCUGCCCCAGUGGUGUAAUUAAGACUUGGUUUUUUAGAUGGUGGACUCAUUAACAUAAUUAAGAUGGCAAAGGCGCCUACACCAUAUCAAGUAAACUGAUAUUAUAAAAGUUGCGAACUUCGUUAUAUAAAAUCUUGCUGGUUUGCUUGUUUGUAUACAAACAAAAUUAAUAGCAAACAAAGUCUUAAAAUAUAAUUUUAAACUUGAAAUUUACAUUUAAAACCAUCAAAAAUUUCCCGAAAACCUUCAAACGCUCUAAGCGAUAAUUACUUGAGAAUCAACAAUUUUCGAAUAAUCUAAAUUAAUGAGAAUAUAGUAUCAUUUAAAAAUAUACGAAAAUAAUUUGUAGAGGAAACGAGCACAGCACAGAAAGUGUAGAAAAACCAAUGCGAUUUGUAGUAAAAUCCUAGCCGUAAUUAUACCAUUCAUAUUUGACGUCAGCCCAAUUCUCAAUAUUAUUGUAACUUUAAAAAUGUGAUUUUGUGUUUACGAUAUUUCCAAUUAAAACAAACAAUAACGCGUCAUUAAAAAAACAUCAUGUUAACUUUAACAAAAUACAAAAAAAUAUACAACGAAAACGUAAAGACUCCAUCGUGUUGAAAAAUAAUGUAAUUUCGGAUUUAGUCUUAAAUUUUGCGACGAAAACGGUGUUUCGCCUCUCGUCCCGAAAAGUUGCCAUUUAUCGGCCGGGGCCCGACAAAAAUCAUUGCAGGAAUUAGGCCCAAGUGGUUUUGCGACACGAUUUUCGCGUCUGUAUACGCGCAGUAUAAUAUUGCUGACGUCGUUUUCUUUCGUCGCGACGAUAUUAUUAUAAUAAUAUUUCGACCGUUGUACCGUAAAGGCGUACCUAUUGCCGGCGUGAUCGAUCGCGCGCGGACGCAACCGUUCUCGGUGCUCGCGGCGAAUAUCGGUAUAUACACAUAACACAUUAACGGAUACCUACGAGGUGAAAGGUUCCGCCGGUGUCGGAUAUAAUAUACGAGUAUUAUAUUAUUAUUAUUCUUAUUAUAUUGUAUAUCGUGUAUAUGUAUGUAUACACACACACGCAUACAUACAUACAGGUAGUAUAGGUACUGUGUAUAACCGUGAACGCGAGCGCCGGUGUACAUUGAAGUGUCACUAGGCCUUCUAUCGGUAUCUUGUAUUCCGGUGUGUGAUCCGUCAAUUAUACAAUAUACGCGUAGAAAAUGAAAAAAAAAAAAAAAAAAAAACCGUUUUUAAAGGGGAAAAAAAACCCCAUCCGGAGUCGAACAUAGAAAGAAAAAAAAAAAUUAAUAAAAAAAAUGUCCGAAAUUUAAUAAUACAACAAUCUUCGAAACGCGUAUUAUACGCCUAUACCUAUGAUUAUAAAUAUAUAUAUAUAUAUAUAUAUAUACAUGUACAUAUACAUAUAUAUUAUACGUAAUUAAUAUUAUAUUUUGGGGGCCGCAGACGUUUCCCUCUUAGAUAAAAUCGUGUCGUUUUUGUUCUAUAGCUGAACGCGAAAGUAUCAUACAGAUAUUGGUGUACAAAGUGUAAUCAUUUUAGUACUUACAAUUAUUACCACAGACGAUCGAAUUAAAUAUUAUAUGUACGUGCGAUAUGCCGUUGGUUUUUUUUUUUUUUUUUUUUGGAAACAAUAUCAUUAAAAAAAUAAACAAUAAUCUCUACGAGGGGUAUCUAUAUACUCGCGUGUAUUAUAUAAAUCAUAAUAAAACAAUGGCUAUCAAAAAAAUUAGGGACGGGUCGGUUCCGGUUAUCGGUUCUUCGGUUCCGUCGGUUUUUUAAGGAACCGUUAAUCAUAGGUUCCAUCUUCUAUCAUAAUUAUACGUCAGUUAUUAUUUUUAUUUUUUCUUGUGGUCGCACUGGUUUGAAUCAUUUGUUUCGUUUAGUAAAUAUAGGUUUUUAUGGAAUGACGCAUUAUUAUGAUUGUAUGCAUUUAUUGUGUAACGCGUGCGUGUUUGAAGUCAUUAUUUGGUUUUUUGCGUUUUUAAAAUUUUUUAUUUUUGUUCCCGGUUCCUUAGAUUUUAAAUAGAUAACGAAAAUAAUCACCUAUCCCGUCAAAAAGAGUUAUUUUUGAAGAUGUUACAUACCUAUACCUGUAUGAAUAUAUUUUGUUAUAAACAAAAUGUUAGUCCACAGAAAAUUCGUGAAAAAUAUUAUUAUGUUAACACAUGUUUAUAAAUUGAACAUUUGCAUUUUUAGUUUCAGUUAUUGAUAAGUAAGUGAGAAUGAUUAAUAACACGGUCGUCAGUUUUGGGAGAAGAUAUUACGUUUAAUUUUUCUAUAAAAUUGAUGAUAUCAAGGACAUAUAGGACUUCUACGUUUUGAACAACUUUUGAAAGCGCAUGGAUUUAUGAUCUACGCCAUAAAAUUCUUCAAAUAUGCCCUUAAAAAAUGCACAAUCGCUUAGUAUAAAUAUUAUCAAAAAAAAAGCACAAAAAACCAAUUGUUUUGAUUUUUAAAUUAAAUGGUUUUUAUUAAAAAAAAAAAAAAAGAAAAGAAAAUGUAUUAUAUAUUUUUAUUUUUUUACUGUAAUUUAUAGUAAAACUAAAUGUUUAUUUAUUAUACUAGAUUAGGUGAUAUGUUUAAAAAUGAAAACUCAGUGUACACCGAAGAACAAUAGCUAAUCAGUUUAUUUGUUCGAGAAUACAUUAUAAAUAUUUUAUUUAAUUAAAUUUAUUACCAAAUACACGGACGCAGAAUGCAUUUGACGUGUUUAUAUUUUAUCAUAAUGGCUUGCCGAAUUAACUAGAAUUCGAUAAUUUCUGUUUUUUAAUCAUUGACACUGCCGAAAAAACAUAAUUUCUAAUGGGUGACUGCAGCGCAAUAAACAUAAUGCCUAUACCUACCGAAUAUAUUUCAACGCAAUAAUAUUACCUAUAUAAUACCGUAAUAUUAUAAUGUAUUACUAAAUAGGUAAUAUAUCCACCGGUCAACGGUUAAAAGUAAAGUAAAAAAAAAUGAACAUACUGUAACACCGACAGUAUCACCAUAAAAUUGUAAUUUUGUUUUUACACUUUAUUAUCGUAUGUAAUUUAAGUUAAACUCGUUACUUUUUAUUUAUGUUAAAUUCUAUUGCCAUAUUGAAAAUGAUUAAAUCUAUUUAGGAUUCGGUUAAGAUUUUUUUUUUUUAAAUAAAAAUGCGAAACACAGGGAUAUCAUGUAUUCUUGUGUAAUAUGGAUUCAUUGAUAUCUCCCUUUACCGACUCUCCCCUAAAAAAAUAUUCAUGACAAAUCUUUAUAAAAUAUGUUGUUCAAACAAAGUGUACCUAUAGAGAAUAAAUUUAAUAUUGUGUUAGAAUCAAAAUUAAAAUCGAGGAGGUACGUGUCACUCGAAAUUACUAAUUAUUUAAUAAGUUGAUUUAAAAAUAAAAUUAUCUUGAUAAAAAAAUCAAUGGUUAAAUGCUAAGUUUAAGUUAAAAUUAACUUGAUUUUUAACUCUUUACUGUCCAUCGUGGCACAGUAGGAAUAAAUUAUUUAAUAUUAUUGUUAUGAUUUUUAAAUUUUUUUUGACGAAUAAAUUAAUUGACUAUUGCAGUAAGGAAAUUGAACAAUAAUAUAUUAUACAAAAUUUAAAAAAAAAAUUGCCGUGGCAAGUUCAAAAUCAUAAGACUUUUUUAGCCAUGUUUUUUUUAUUUUUCAACAAUCCAUAGUAUAGUAGCUAUUAUUAUUAUUACACGUACAUCUUGAAGAUUAAUUUUUAAGCAUACCUAUCAAAAAAAAAGAACAAUAAUAAUAAUUAAAAAAAAAAAAACCGGUCUUUUAAUAAUACGAUGGUCGCAUGAGGAGAGAAAUAGUCGUGAUAAAAUAUAAUUGACGGGAACUUAAUAGUGCAUUGAAUCGUGUGUUUAACUGAGAGAAAGUAAAAAAAAUAAAAUACGUUUCAAUAAGGACUUUUUCAAUGAUUUUAUCUCUACAGGUGUCCUGCAGCUCGGAAACACCACUUUACCGGAACUUUCGAGUGGUCUAUUUUUUCUAAUAUUUUGGCAAUGUAACUGUAGGGGGUUAACCUCCAAUAUACGGCGGAAAUUUUUCCACCCCUCUUUUCUUUCCCUUUAUCGGUAUUAAGUUCGUAAACUCUAAUGAAAUAUCCAAUAAAAACGCAUACAAUUUAUUGCCUAUUAUAUUGUUAUGAAUAAAACAUUACCAAAAGUGUAUUAAUCCCGCGUAUACUUCAUACAUUUAUUAUCACAUUUCAAAAUUUAAACAAUUAGCUUAUAUUGAAUUUGCAAAUAAUUAUCAAUAAUAAUUUAGAGUUUGUAAGUGUGUUGAUGUAUUUCUUUAAACGUACACUCAAUGCUGGAAUAAAUGGGCUGGAAGGAAGUUUAAAAAUAAACGGACAGACUUCGCACGAUUAGUAGGCCACUGUUGUAGGUGAGAAACUGAGAAGCUAGAGGGAAAAUUUAAUGUAUAUUUUUACGCGAAGAUUAAUCAUUGCUAACGAAAAACGAUUCUGAGUGGAGUUUAGUUACACAUGUUUUGAAAGGCCGUAAUAUUUACGAUUUUAAAAUAAUAAAUAUUGUAAAUUUUCCCAUUUUUUCUAUGUUCUUUACCGCUGUAGUUAGAUUUCCUUUUAGAAAAAGUGCUACGCUUAAAUUUUAAAACAAAAUGUCUGGUAGAAAAGUUAUUCCCAGAAAAAAAAAAAUAAACAUCACUGCAAAAUCAAUACAUUCCUCACUCCUCUCAGAAUCUAAAAUAUACGCAGUUAACAUAAAUAAAACUAAAAUUAAAAUUAAUGUGUUUUAGAAUGCAAUGAACUGUUAUAAAAUUGGCACUGAAUUUCCAUAUGAUAACAGAACAAUCAGGAUUGUUAUGUUGAUUUACAUAAGGGAGACGUUUAAUCUGUUUAAUGGUAAUUUCAUAUUGAUUCGUAUAGAAUAUUGUGAUAAUGUUUAUGAACAAAUUGGAUUUUUGUUUAAUUUUGGUAAUCACGGUAGAUUGAAUACAAAGUAAUACUUUUAUAACUAGUAAUCUUAGAAAUUACUGACAUUUAUCGGAUUUUUUUUUGGAAAAUUUAAGAAACAAUAUAACAGCUUUAAAAUAUUAUACUGCCCUAGCUUAUUUUUUGUUGACCUUAUUUGUCAUGCUUACAUUGUAUUGAACACUUUGUAUAACUAGGUAAUAUAACUUCUUAUUAUUUGGUAAUAUUUACAAACAAUUAGUGUAUUUAUAUUAUAAUCUAUAGAUGUUAAUAACUUUGAAUACCGCGUUGCGAUCGUUUGAUGAUAAAAUGAUAAAUACGCCCAUAAUAAUUAAUUAUUGUUUAUUGCCGCUCCUGGGAAUAAAAAGAAAAAAAAAGAGUAAACAAAGUAAAAUAAAGAGUAUCAGACGUACCUCUAUAAACACUUGAAUUAAUUACGAAAUUUUAAAAGACCGAUCACAGAUAAAUAUUCCGUCAAAUAUUUAUCGUUCGUUUGUUUAAAGAUUAAAUACAUAAAUAAAUGAUGAAAUCCUUGUUGCCCGACACUUAAAAAUACAUUGAAACGUUAUUGAUUAGCCGCAGGCGUUUGGAUAGUGACCGAAAACCUUGGUUUUAUGCAAUAGGUAUACACUUCCAACACCCGAGUAGGUACUUGGGCGAGAAAAACCUAGGCGUUUACUACCAUUUUGAGAUCAUUGAGACGGAGUCUGGAUAAUAUUUAUCCGUGACCUGCUGGUAAUCAAGCGCAGAGACAACCGAUCAUACGGUACAGUAGAAUGAUAAAAACCAUAAAUUAUAAAACAGCUUGUCAAUCCGUGGAGUAAACCCAAAAGCGCUUAGAUUCUCCGACACAACCGCGAUAUAAGUCCGAUCGAUAAGUCCUUAAUAAUAAAUAAAUUGGUGCAGGUGCCUACCUACAUGUAUACCGCGAAACAAUAGUCGAUCUCUGACCCUGGUCAGUAGAACAAUGUUAAGUUAAGAAGUAUAAGAUAUAUUAUAAAUGUAUGUAUAAUAAAUAUGAGAUGUUUUUAAUAAUAUUAACGAAAAUUCAUUCUUAACAAUAAUGCAUAUUUAAUGAUUACCAUAUUAUUUAGUAUACUUGAAUAUAUUUCAUUUCACUACGACCAUCUGCGAUGCAAGUUACAAUAUGGAUAUAGUUGCAGUGACCUUAUUUUUAUUUUUGACGUUCAUACGGCCAACAUAGUUUAAACAUAUAAUUGUACAAUUUGUACAGUUUGUGUUUAUAAUUCGGUUCCACAAAUAUGAUUUUUUCACUCGAUUUUUGUUUGAAAAAAAUAAUAUUUUCACGUUCGAUGACCGUGUAGUAAUAUUAUGUUCUAAUAAUUUUGAAAUUUUCAUUAUACAAACAAUUGUCGAACUUGAUGUUAAAAACAGUAGACUAAACAUAUUAAUAGGUUUUAUAAUUGCAUAAUAUAGAACGAAAAAAAAAAUGUUUAACUAAUGUGACUUUUCAUUUCCAUAUUCGUUCCUACACGGCUAACCGUUGUUAUCCGAUAGUUAAAUUGCAAAAAAAAAAGUGUUUUUUUACUCGCAGUAACCAAAUUAACUAAUGAAAAUUGUUAUUUUCAUCCAUGUUAAAUUAACUCAUAAAUAAUAAAAAAUAAUUCAAUUUUUUUUCCAAAAAUACCAAAAACCCUGCACCAACCACCACCCUUUAAGGGUUGAACUUUGGAAAUCCGUUUUCUAUAGGUAUAUACGCACCCAUUCAUCUGCUCCUGUGUGUACAUUUUCAGAUUUGUGUAUACAAAAGCAGCGGUUGUGCAUGGUGCCUAGACAAUCAAACAGGCAGACGCUUCCUUUUAUCAAUAUAAAGAUAAUAAUUAACUUGUUAGACUAUUAAAAAAGCAAUUUCAUUAUAGAAAAAAUAUACCUGAAUAAGAUAGAAAAAAAAAAAAUAGAUGAUACUGGUGACGGGUGUGGCCAUUGUUGUAGGUGGGUAGUUGGUACGGUGCGAUUCCGAGUGGAGUUUGGUUGUACAUGUUUUGAAAGGUUGUAAUAUUUAUGAUAUUCGACAAAAUUCGAAGUAAGACCAUGUAAGACUUAUAAUGAACCUCCUGUCAAAUUGUUAAGCAUUUCUGUUUAGUCUGAACAUUUUAUCUACAAAGUACCUACAAAAUAAAAACUAUGUAAAAAAACUAUUAAAAUUAAAAUAUCUAUAAAUAUAGCUUAAAAAUGGCUCAAUGUUUUAAAAGUUUUACUACGUCUAGAAAAAGCAAAUAUCAGUUUUUUGUCAAAAUUUAAAAUCUUUACGAAUUCUUUAAACUGAAUUACAUUAAAAAAGUAAAAUUUAAAAGAAUAAAAGAAUUAUUUUCGUAAAUUUUCACGUUCUUUCUAUGUAUUUUUCAGUUUUGCUGAAUUCUUUAUAAAACUAUAGAGAUAAUAAAAAAAUUAAAAACUUUCUUACUAACCAACUAAAUUAAAAAUUCGACAAAAAGGUUUCUUCAUUUCUUUUUAUUGGAGCAAUAUUUUUGUAGGAAACAUAAACCAUACAAAUUUUAAAUAAUGAAACCGUUGUGCUGUAAAAAAUCUUAUUUAUUGUUUUUUCGGUUUUUCCCAAUUAUUAUGAAAGAUACUUUCGAUAUAAAAAUACGACUUUCAUUAUCAGUGACUAUAUAUUAAUAUACGGAACAAAAUUAAUCUCUCAUUAUUUUUCAAUUGGAACAAAAUUUCUGGUAGAAAAGUUGUUUACAGAUAGAAUGUUCCGAAUCUAAAAUGUACCCAUUGGUCUGUUGAGAUGUAUUGAGUUAGAACAACAUCCUCUUUCGUAAAAUACCAUUGAAAAUAUAUACUGCUAUAGCAGUAAUAUUUAUAAUUGACCCUUGACGUCAAAUUUCAACAUUACUGCUAUAGCAGUCUUAUUGGCCUAUAACUGUCCAUCAACGUGUUAUAAAGUUAUUGCGAUAAAGUGCGAGCCUUCUAUUGGACUAUAGGGUUAUAUUGAAAGAAAUUAUUGUAGGUAAUAAUAUUGUCCUUAUCGUUUCGUAUCAGGUUGUUCUGUUGUUUGGUAAGUGGUAAAAAAACAAUCUAAAAAAAUUGUCUUCACACGAAGACGUGUAGAAUUACACUAGAACUCGAUAUUCGAAUAAUAUGUUUAUAGUAAAUUAUAUAACUGUCUUAGACGUUAGACAAUUGGUAAGAAAAAAAUUAAAAAACCCCGGCAAUUAAAUACGAACUUGGUUGUUGAUAAGCUGACUAAUAUUACCUAUACGUAUUAUAUAGGUACGAGACAAUUUCGCAUAAAUUGUUUUUUCGUAAAAGUAGCAUUUUAUAUUUUAUUAUAAUCUGUAACGUAAUGACGUUAAUUUCACCAUUAUCAAUUGCAAUGAUUCAAUUAGCGUAGUUAUUUAAUCGGCAUUUUUGCAUACCUUAUAUCUGUAUUUUAAUUAUUAUAUUAUGUGCUGCAAUUUUCUAUACCCAAUAUAUUAUGGUAAAUAUUGUUAUGCGUGUUACCUAAUAUCGUUAAUUUCGUACGUUCGUGCGUUUUAAAAAUUACAUGUGUCGCCAAAACUGCCCGAAGUAACGAACAAAUAGCCGUCAGUAGUGUUAUUAUGAUAUUUUAGCGGCGGUUGAAAAAUGUCCGUGGGAUUAGUGGACAGAAAAAAAAAAAAAAAAACAAUUUAAAAUAUUUUGUCUCGUACGCGCACCGAUGCAACUUACAAACACGAAACAUAUUAUUAUGUAACCGAUUGUAGCCAAUAUAUUAUUAUUAUUGUUUUACUCUUAUAUUCUUACGGUGAUAUUAUUAUUGCUGACGGAGAGAAAAAAAUUCGGUGUGACUUUCACCCUGUGGGUGUUCUCGCGUAGUUUUGCAGUAGGUAACCGUUUUUUCGUACACACCACGUGUGACAAAAUUUUAUUUUUCGUUUGUCACGAUUAUUACGAUAUGGGCUGUUGUCGGAGAACCUAAAAAACGCAACCGGCGCGCGGUCAGUUGUAAAAGGACAGUCAUCGCCGGCUAACGCAAAAGUUAGAUUCAGCGGAAUAAUCGGGAAUAAUAUUAUAUUAUCCGAAAACAAAAGAAAAACAACUAAUUGUCUUAUUUUUCUUUUAGAGGUAUACACGUGUGCACUGUCUACUCGGUGCACGGGUUUACAAAUUACAGGUCCGAAUCGGAUGUUUAAAGUUUUUAAAUUCGUUUUUAUAACUUAUAAUCAAUAAUGUCGGUAAAAUUCAUGAAUAAGAAAAAAAAACAACUAUAUGAUACGGUUGACCCGAUCGAUGUGCGGUACCGUUCAAGGUUGCGGUAAUAAUUUAAUUUUCUAGUUUCCGCAUGGAGAGCUCGUUUAAUGUCCGUAAUACAAGAUGACUGGUUUUGCGAAAUUGAACCAAACUGUCAAUUUACGAAGCGAACGUGUAUAAUAAUAUUAUACUAUUUCCCUGUAAAAUAUAUAUUUCGGUGGAAAUUGGACGUUUGGUUUGUUCAAAAUGAUUCAUUCAGUUUUGAUUAAAUAUUACAACAAAUCAAUUUGUAAAUGUCUACUAGGCAUUUCUGACAUAUACGAUGAUAAAAACGAGAGAUUAUAUAAAGUUCACGAGUCCGGUUAACUAUCUGUUGGUUGGGAUAAUAAUAUCGAAAAUAAAUUCGUUAUUGUUAGUCUAUAGCCGUAAAAAUAACGUAAUAAUAUCAUUAGGUAUUAAUUUUGUUUUUUUUUUUCGAAUCUAAGGGACAAGAUUUUAAAAAUGGAAAUAUACGAUUAAAUUUAGCUUUGAUUCAAUUAUAAUGUCGCUUGUUAGCGAAAUUCUACAAUAAUGACGAUCAAUCGUUAAUAAUAAUAUAAUGACUUUUACGAGAAUAUAAUAUUAUUUCAUUAAACACUAAAGUUAUAUUGUUAACAGCCGUUCAAGAAAAUUAAAUUUCGUUUGUGUGUCAGCACGCGUACGCACAAAGGUGAAAACGGGAAAAACUUCGAAGGGGAACUAUAUUGACCGAAAAUCGAGGGGCGUUCUCGAGAAUCAACUAAACCUAAUCAAACUUUUAUGGAACCCAUCGCGGAUACAUAAUGAUUUUCUCUCUUAUUUAUACAAAAAUGUUAUACUUAUAGGGUUUGAAAAUAAACAAACUGACCCCCCUCCCCCCAAAAAAAAAAUAUUUCCCUAUUUCAGUAAAAAUAAAAUAAAACAGAAUCUUAUUAAAAUCUAAUAGAUAUUAAUUAAGAAUUUAUUUUUAAUAAUACGAAUUCGAGUUUUUUUAAAUUUUACUAAACAUGUUUCGGUGGCAAUAAGUAAAGCGUUCUUAAAAUCUAAAGGGGUCUGAUAAUUUUUCCUUAAUCUCUUACUCUUUCCUACUCUGUUAGAGAACUGCAUACGUAGUGGGGGGCAUUUAAAUAACUGCAAAUCCGUAUAUAGUCAGAUAUUUGAUACCCUACCUUUUUUGGGGCGAGGAUUAGAAUAAUCCUAAUAUACAUUCUAUAUGAGAGUGGCUUAUUAUACAGAAUUUCAGUUUUAGAAGGUGACUGUGGACGGUUUUUGAAGUGGGAUAAGCCUUUCCCAUUUCCCCUGUAAUCUCUCCUAUUUACUGCAAAUCGGAAUAAUUUAUAUGAAUAGUGUGCCUAAUAAUUAUAAAACGUUUGGCAUCCAUGUGUACUCAGAAUACCAAAUUAUGUGUACUAUUACUCGUAAGUCGCAUUAAACGCAUUAUACUUGCCGCAACGCUCGUAAAUUUCAAUAUGAAAGUCAUACGCCAUAAAAACGUUCGAGUGUGCGUAUAUUGAAUAUUAGCUUUAUGCAUUUAACAUAAAUAUAAUAAUAAUAUGUGCUUACAAUUUAGAAUAUUCAUACGCUUAUGGAUUCCGUAAGGAUAUUGUACACACGCUACAGCCGGCCAAGGACAGUUUUUUUUUUUUUUUUAAUGUUUCAAAUGGGUCUGUACCGUUUGCAAUUAUUUUUUCGAUACGGCGUGUUUUAUUAUUAUUACAAUAAUAAUAGUUAUACAUGUAUUAUUGUCGGAAGACGUCGUCGUUGUCGGGCUGACUCGGUGCCAGCAAACGGUUCCGAUGGGUGUUCUAAAUUGUUUUGUUUUUUCUUGUGGUCCUCGUUUUCCGAUAAUUUUUUAUUUGUUGUGGUCAAAAGUUAAAACGGAAAAAAAAAUCAAAUUUCGUUGGCGUCUCAAAAAUUUAUCGUACUGGUUGAUAUGUGAAAUUAUUAAUAUUUAUUAUAGAUUUCCGAGUGUAGCAAAGAUUUAUUAGUUUUAUAAAUCAAAAUGUGUUUUUUUCUCGAAAAAGACAUUUCUCGAUUAGUAAAACCAAAUUGAAAAUGUUUCAAAACUUUCACACCGUGUACUGCAAAAACCAUAUUUUUUUUCCGCGUAAUGUGGUGCUUUAUUCAAAACGUUUGAAUAAAACUAGAGUUAUCUAGAUUCUCGAAAAUGUUUGUAAAAAAAAUAAAAACUCAAUUUCUCAAUCUAUAGUGCAUUUUAGAGGUCUGGAAUUUCGAACGUGGAUGGACAAAUGGGUAUCCGUGAAAUUACGAAAGCAGACUUUUAAAGUUCUAUUUUCAAGUAUAUAAAGGCCUACAUUUGAACUAUGUUUUUUUUUUUGGUAUUUAUGUAUCCUUGGUUAUAUGUAGUCACCUAACUUAUAACAUGCAGUUAACUGAACUUUAUUCUGAAUGGUUAUUUUUUAAAUUUAAGUACUUUUUAAAAAAUUCUUACUUACAGGCGUGGCUUACUUAUUGUGUGAAUUAAUAUGUCCCUAUAGGGUUCCGUAAAGUAAGGGUUUAACUACUUCCACGUUACCGUACGGACAUGCAUCCGCCUGUCAGAGCGGGUUACUACUUCUAAACCAAACGAGAUAUUAACUUAAAACUCCCACAUAAUAAUUAUGCAAAUCGUAUUAAAUACGAAACUUGUAAUUAAAGUUUUAAAAAACUUUAUUUGAAUUGAACGCAGCUAUGCGUGCAAACAAGAGGGAAAUUGUUUUUCAAUUUUACCGGCUAUACUUGUGGGAUAUCGUUGGAAAGAGUUUUGUUAGCAGAGCACAGCUAUUAUUAAAUUCUUCUUUAAAAUAAAGAAUUGAAAUUUCAACUUGUCACUAAGUUGAGAUAAUUUCUGAUCGUGAUUAAAAUGUUUUAUUAUAAAUAUAUAUUUUAUGUUCAAAAUAUAUAUUUCAGUUUUCCCUAGUACAUGGAACUAUCAGCGUGCAUGUUUUUUAAGAAAAGAUGUACAUUUUGGGUACCUAUACAUAUAACAUAUUUUAAUUUUUUUUUUAUGUUGUCUAAAAGAUCCAUAGUCGCUCAUUCGGGUUUUUACACAUUUUGAUUUCAUAGGGUUCGCAUUAUUAUUAAAUGUAAUUAAUAAUAACUAAGUACUAUCAGCUGUCUCUAUUCUAUAGUCACUUUAAGUCACUCAUUAAUUCUAAUUAUAAUUGGUACCUAUUGCAUUUUAGUUAGGAAACACGGCGUACAAUAAUUACGAUUUUAAUAAUACAAGUUCAAUGUACAUAUAUAUAUAUAUAUAUAUAUAUAUAUAUAUAUAUAUAUAUACAUUAUAUCUUCUAUUAGUAUUUCUCAUUAAUAAAACAUUUUGUAUGGUCGACAAAUUACAGUUGUAUACAAUCCUAAAAAUAAUAAUCCAUUAAUGCAAUUUUAAUAUUUUGUUAAGAAUAUAACCGUACAAUUUAUAUUUUUUUUAGAAAUUAGGUAAUUAUUAGUAAUUAUCAUUUUCUGAAAAAUAAUUGGCAUUUACAUACCUGUUGUAAUAAAUACUAACAUGUAUCUAUUUGAUCAUGUUCAAUACAAAUUUAAAUGUGAUAACUAUAAUUAUAUUGAAAUUUGUUUUAGAACAAUAUCACCAUAGAAAGACGUCUUGUAGUGAAUUGAGGGCAAUUUAAUGUGAAUCAGCAAAUUAUGAAAAUUAUAGAACACAACUUUAUCUAAGGAAUAACAUCAUUUGAAUUAUGAAUUCAAAUUUUUAAUAAAUCACAAUUACCCAAUUUGAACAAUUCAGCUGAUGACAUACUUUGUAGGGCUGUUACUAAAAAGAGCCGUACUAGAUAAAAAAUAGAGGACUAGAAAUUAUUUGCUAAUUAUAAGGAACCAAGUGACACUAAUUUCAGUAAAGUGGGCGGGCUACGUGAAGUUAGGUCGAUUCACGUCGUGCCAACCGACCUACCUAUGCUAUGAGCGUGAUUAUGCAAGUUGUAACUCCUGCUUAGGGGUUCAAAUCCUAACCAUUAAGUAUAUAAUGUUAUAAAUGUGAAUUGUAUAUAAAUAACUGUAAUUUUUCAUUCUUAUUAAUUUUUCAUUAUUUGAAAUUGAUUUCAACCACGAAUAAUACCAUGAUAAAUGUCUUAGUAAAAGAAAGAACUGUUUCUAAAUAUUUAUUUUUUAAUUAAUUUAUAGGCAUUUAAAUUUUUUUAAUCACGUAAGCGUAAAGCGUAAGUGGCGAAGCGCGGUGCGAUAAAUUUGUAACAGAGCAUGAGAUGGUAGUGUAGAAUGGGUAAUUUGGGCAGCUGUGUAGAACAUCUGGUGGUGCUAGUGGUGGCUACGUUUGUGCUUGUGGUGGUGACAUAGAGUGGGUGAUUCGGGAAUAAUUUCGAGCAUUGCUGUUCUAUAUACGCGUUUAAAGUUUAAAUUUGAAUGGAAGUAUUAAAAUUCACGUAAUUUCAAAACAUAACUGAACUUUACUCAAAAUUUAGAUUUAUUUUGAUGGCAGAAAUUUGUCGUUGCAUACAAUUGAAUUGUUCUUACCUCCCUAACUUUUCUCCUACAAUAGUGUACACCCAUUAGAAGUAUCAGUUAUUUUUGUUAAUUUUUUUUGAGUUAAGUCGAUAGUGUUUUUAAAGUAUUACUAUUUUGCAUCUUCCGGUAUUGCGUAUAACAAUAAAAGUUUUUAUUUUAUGAUAUACACUAUACAGGAUGAUUUUCCUCUAAGCGUGCUCACUCCAUUUUUUUUGGUUACAUUUUGCAUAAAUUAAAAUUCCGAUUUUUGGAAUUUUUAAGUAUAGUUAAAGUCGAUAUUUUCGAAAUAAACUUAGAUUUUUUACAAAAUUUAUGGAGUAUCAUGUGGCGAUACCAACUUUGAUAUUUCAAAUGAGAAAUUAUAUUUAAAAUUUCCUAAAUAGACGGAAUAUUACUUUAAAUAAAUUUUAGUGUCAACACUUUUGAUUUCCGCUAACCCGUUAACGGGGUAUUCCAUUUUUAAGUUUAGGUCCGGGAAGAGUAGUGGAGUAUCGUUGGUGUGUGGCGGCACGGCGCGCGGUGUUCUAUAAGUGCUCUACUACUCUUCGCCUACUUAAAUUUAAAAGUGAAAUAUUUCGUCAAUGGGUUGAUGGGAAUCAAAAAUAUUAACACCAAAAUGUAUUUAAAGUAAUACUCCGUCUGUUUGUGGAAUUUUUAAUGUAGGUUCUCAUUUGAAAAACCAAAGUUGGUUUCGCCACAGGUUACUCCUUAAGAGUUGUGAAAAAUUUAAAUAUUCGAAAGUAUUGGCUUUAACUACACUUAAAAAUUCUAAAAAUGAGAAUUUGAGCACUUGCAAAAUUUAACCAAAUAAAAUGGAGUGAGCAAGCUUAGUGAAUCACCCUGUACAUAUUAUGUUUAUGAAAAAAAAACAUACAAUAAUUUUGUUUUUAUUUGAAAUAUUCGUUUAAUAAACGUAUGAUAAUAAUUAUGUUGCCUAAUCCCCGAAAAAUAUAUAAUAAAUAUAUUGUAAAUCUGAAUUUUUUCGAAUAAUUUUUUUUAGUAAAAUAAUUAAGUAAAAACAAAAUUAUCAAAAUGUUUAAUACUCGUAAAUAAAUAUAUAAAUAAAAAAUCUAUGCAUAUUUAUUUACUUUAUUUGUUUCUUUUUUUAAUAAUUUUGCUUUUUUUUAUUCGUACACAAUGAUUAUCAUGUUUAAAACAUCUACGCAGGUAGAUCUCGAUUUUUUUUUUAUCAUGUUCAAGGUUUUAAAUUCGUAACUUAUUUAUUUCUAAGCAAGUAUAGUAUAAUUUUACUUAAUGAUGCGUAGUAUUUUUAUUAUAAUAUUUGCUUAUUUUAUUUUAAACACGUUAAUUUUAGAUUAAUACUAGAUAAAACCAGUAGGUAAAUCCAUUAAAUAAAAUAUUUAUUAUUAUGUAUAUUAUGUAUUAAAGCUGUUGUAGUAAAGUUAGAAAAUAUAUAAUUGAGGUACUACUGUAACGUAUACUAGCAGGCAACUCGGACGAAUGUUUGAAUAGACCUCUUUCUCAAGAUGUUUAUUUCUUUAAUACUACUUAUAGAUAUUUUAGCGAAGUUGUAAUUGUCAACUCAAUAAAAAACAAGUUUGGAUUUUGUUUUCAUAGUGUUUUAUUGGCCGAUAUCAUAUUAUACCUACUGAUAUCAAACUCCUGUGUCUAGAUUUUCUGAUUUGCAUAUCGCGGGUAUGGUAAAUUUGACUAUUUUUUAUGUAUGAUAAUUUAUGUUAUUUUACACACACAAUCAUAUACCAGGCCAUGUUCGGCCUGCCACGCGUGCACAGUGAAAUAUUUACACGAACCAUUUGAGGCCCUUUCUGAUCCACUAUUUAUCUCCAGGGCUAGUUAUUUUACAGUACUGAUUUUGUUAGGAAGAUUAAGGAUUAAAAAAAUAAGUAAUAUUCCAAAUUUCGUUUUAUUUAACAGUUUAAACUUGUCACUCAUAUAGAUUAUUCUGCCCGAACAUUUUUACAUUCGCUCCUUUUUCACGUAUAUGUUUUUGAUGGAAUAUUUUAUUAAGGACCGGAAGUAAAAUAAAUUGCAAAUGUAAUCAUUAAAAUAAAUCACAUUUUAUAAUUUUUCGAAUUUUGCAAAAAGUUUAAAGAAAGAGUAGGUACCAUGGGCAUUCGCACAUGGGGGGGGGAGGUUUGGAUAAUGUAGAUUUUCAUGUUUAACUGAUAUUUAGUAGUAAUCAAAUAAAUAAAUAUUUUGUGACUCGUUAUCAUUUUCCACACGAUUGGUAUACGAAUCUACCAUUGAUUUUUUCGCAGUCAUAAAGUCGGUAUAGUAAUUAUAACUAUUCGUAUUUCGGAUACUCGUUCCGGUUACUUACAAUAAUUGUCUUUAUUACUAUUAUUAUAUUAUUUCAUGGAUAGUUCACGGUAAAUAAUAAUAAUUGUUUUAUUAUGUUUUUCGUUACCCGAGCAGAAUAAUACGUUGCGUGGCCGUACACGUUUUUUAAAUGCAGUUGUUCGGCAUUCGUAGUACCUAGUAUGCAUCGAUAAUGUAUAUAAUUUAAUAAAUUUACUACAUGAGUACAGAUUACACAAAAUGUUUGAAUUUUCGAUAUUUUUUCUGUUAAAUCUGAUAAUCCCGGGAUUGGUUUAUAUCAAAAUAUGAUUUAUCCGUAAAUCUCUGCCGUUUGUCGUGGUCAAUAGCUUUUUAUAGGAAGUAAUUCUGUUAUUGUUCGGUUUACGAUUUACCUCAUACCGGGUUUCUUCUCUCGACCGACUGCAAGUACCUUUUAACAUUUUUUUCGGUUAAAUGGCUAUGCAUCAUCAUGUCUCAGACUCUUGGCGUAUGCCUUACCAUUUGCCGGCUUUUUCUUUUGAUUAAAUUUACCGGUUCUUCUUCCAACACCACAUUUCUAUGGCCAGCUGUUGUAUCGUUUUGUUUUUUAUUAAUUAUUAUUAUUACCCGAGGUUCGAUACAAAGCCACUGCUAUAGUGUCGUACGUUUAAAUAAUUUAAAUCCCUUGUCGGUGUUUUACGGUUUAUUUUGCGGAGACAGCAGAGGCCAAAAAAAAAGUACCCAGGUAUUGGUUGGUGCGUACUUCAGGAAGUAUCGAGGAAAUCGUUUUUUUUUCUACUCCGUAACUAUAACUAACAAACAAAACAAACGGAUUUUGUUAUAGUGUACGAUAGAGUACGAUACCUACCUAGGUAUAGGUAUAUAAUAUACGAUAGUAUAUACCUAGGUAUUGAUAACAAAAAGAUGCAGCGGAUUCAAGGACUCUUCAGAGGGAUCACAUAAGCCCCUAAGCACGACAUCAGUUCGUUGUAAAACAUGUGGUAGGUAGAUACGCGAUAAUAAUAUAUUAUUAUAUCAUGUUAUUAUUAUCAUCAUCGACAUAUUAUUGUUCGCAUCAUUGUAAAUAUUAUAGUGUCGGUUAUACAACGCGGCACCGCAGACAAUAUUGUUAUUAUAUUAUAUUAUUAUUUAAACGCGUUGCCGGUGUUCCCCUCCAUUGGCGGUAAAAGCACAGGGCACACACCGCACCGGUGCCGUGUCCUCUUCUCGGCGCAAUAAUUGGUGCACUCGCCGGCCGCUUUAUUCAGUCACAUUUCGAACGUGUACCUCGUAUACCUCGGUACCUAAUAUAAUAAUAUAUAUAAAUGAAACAACAAUCUCUGAUCCUGUGCACACUCGUGUAAAACGCACACGUUACUGCAAGUUUCACGCGUUUUAUUUUCAUUGUUAUAAGAAUAUUGUAAAUCGUAGUUAAUUUUUUGUUUUUCUCUACGAACCAUAGUCACUGUUCCGCCGCGCACAAGACUGCAGAAUAUUAUAUUAAUAUUAUAAGACGUAUUUGCAACCAUGACGAUCAUACCGACUUUUGUGAUCGAUAAGAUAUUUUCGAAAAUAUUUCGCAGACAGACGAAAAACUAUACCGUCGAACGUGAGUAUAAUAAUAUGUAAUAUUUUUCGGUAUAUUCACUCAGUCACUCAAAACAAAAACAUCGUGGUCUUUUUAAAUCGAAAAUUUACAUUAAAAAAGUGUACGGAAUAAUAUUACAACCAAACGAUUAAAGAAAAUCGUAGUCAACAGUCACAUAAUUAAAUAUAGUAUUAAUUUUAUAUUUGGUAUCUUUUUUUACGUUGUGGUGUUGUCAGAAGAACUGAAAAGCUGCGCGCAAAAUUGAUCAAUUAACGGGAAGGGCAUCAAAUUAUUAAAUUAAUACAUUUUACCCAUAUACCUAUACAGACGGGAUGUUGAAUGUAACGGAACCACCUAUUGAAUAUCUAAUAAAUUUAAUAUUUGUAUAAUAAUUAUUUCGUUGGUAGUUUUAUCUCGAGUUACAUAUAACAAUGUAUAUAGGUUUUCGCUUGUAAGACAUCUGUGUCUACGCCGAUUUAAGAUAAGCCAAAUACGAGAAAUCUAUGUUUAAUCAGUAAAAGGUACACUGUCGUUAAGAUUAAUUGUUACCGUUAUUAAAGAGCACAAUUACAGUUUACUAGAUAGACAGAGGAAGUUAUUAGUAAGGCGUAACGAAUCAAAAAAUAAAUUAAUAACGAUUUUGUUAAAGGGUAUGCGUUGAUUUCGAAAAUGAUUACAUUUAACAUGGACGUGUUGAAAAUUGAUUUUUUUUCUUAGUUAUUAUCCCGUACAUUUGUAUAUUAGAUAAUAUUGUUACAUGUAUUAGCCACAAUAAGCGAAGAGAGAAUGACUUGGUUAUCCUACGAUAUGUAUUUUUUUAAUUUUUUGGCAACUUAAACCUAACCUAUCAGAAAACUUACCGCGAUCAUCGACCGUAGUAUAUUUCUCUAAAAGAAAACUGUGUGUAGUUGGUGCAUUGAGGACGCAAUUUUUUGAUUUUCCUUGUAAUUUUUUUUAUCCUUGGGAACAUCGGAAAAUGUAAAGGUUUCCAUUAUUAUCGAAUUUAUUUUUGUUGCGAUUUCGUUAAAAAUUAUCGUUGAUAGGUACCUGCAAUUUUCACAGAACACCUAUAUUAGCCAGUUAAAAUGCUUCAAAACAUUCUGAGCAUUUUAGAACAAUUUCCAGUAAUUUUAAAUUUCUAGUUAACUAGUUUUCAUGUGGAUGAAAUUGUUUUAGUUAAAAAGGCAAACAUGUUUGAAAAUUGAACACGAGGUUUAUCAAAAGUCGUACUUAGUAAUAAAAAAAAAAGAUAAUCUUCAAGUAAUAUUUUUUUUCUGAGCGUUUAAAGUCUAAAUUUUAACGAAAAUCGUAAAAUUCACGGCAUUUCAAAAUGUGACGUUUAUUCGAACUUCACAAAGAAUUGUUUUUUUGCUAGGGUAAAAAUUUAUCGUUGCGUUAAUAAUUUACGUUCAAUUACUCUACAUAUCCUAUCUUCCUAACUUCUCACUAACUGUUGAGAUAUUGUUGUGUCAUAGCCAUCUGCUCUUUUUUUCUUGAAUAAUUUCCCAUGAUUUAAUUUAUUUUUUAUAUUUUGGUGUAAAAAAAAAAAAAAAAAAUACGUACAGGUAUACAUAAUAAUAAUCCAUACAAACUUGCGUAAUUAAUACAUUAAAUAAGCAUGCAACCGCUAACCCAUUUGUCUCCUUUCGGCGUGUACUUGUACUAUUAUUACGUUAGCAAUGAGAUUUCACUUUUCCGCUAUACAUCCCAUUCGGGGUGGACAGUGAGUAAAUUGCAAGGUGCUUUAUAAAGCAAUGAAUCAUAAUUCAUUGUGAAGUUCGUCAAGUACGUGUAGUUACCUAGAAGUAAAAAUUUAUAUUAUUUUAUUAUAAAGGAUUCGGGGUUGUUUGUUUUUUUUUUUUUUGCAAGUCGAAACAAACACACUGGACGGAAAUUGAUUACCCAUUAUGUUUGCACUUUGUGAAUAGAGAGAUACUUAAACCUUUAGAUUUUUUGUUUUUGUUUAUGAAAAUAAAAUAAAAAACCUCGAUAAACUAUUGUAUUCCAUUAGUUGAGUGCCUGCUAAUAGCGUUAGUUCAAAUUUAACAUAUACCUACGCAAUACUAUUAUGUUUAAGCAUAAUUUAAUGGUCAAAUUAAUAUCAUUCGAUUAAGACGUAUUAGGAAGCAAAUUAAAACGUGAUAUUUAUUGCUUAUAGGUAUCUAAUCGUUGAAAAAAAAAAAUAGAGAUUGGCGGUUUACUCAUUACAUUUGUUAAUUAAAUUGUUCAAUUUAAUUUACCUAAUUGUUAAAUAAAUCGUAUAUGUAACCUCAUUGGUACUUACGUAUAGUAAUCAGUUCGAUACGAGCAUAUUAUAUUACUACACAGUGACUUGCAAUACAGUAAUAUUUGUGUAAUCGUACAACAUUAUGUCAUCGCUCGGGUGAAUUUUUUAUUUUUAUUUUUUCUCUCGUGAAGAAAUGUUUCGUGUAUAUAAAAACGUUGAAAAUAUUUGUAAACCACUGUGUAGUCGUUUGUUUUAUAUUGCAGGCGUAAUUUUCGCAUUUCAACAAGUUAAAAUGAUGUACAUAGGCGAUUGAACAGAAGUCGUAGUUAAUUUUUCGGUGUCAAACAAAUUAUAAUUUGUAAAUUUUAUCGCGCGCGCCGUCGUGGCGUAUUUAAACCGUAUUGCGUAGAAAGAAUACCAAAUUAAUUUCCAAAUCCCUGCAAUAUGUCGAUUUUGUCCAAUAUUGUUAUUGUUGUUUCGUUCGAUUAUAACGUCCGAAUCGACCAAAAUACUAGACGGUGUUAGGCACGCGUGUUUAUCGCAGACGAAAUAUUUUCAAAAUUUGCAAUACGUCACGUACACGGCGGGGCGGCGUGGCGCCGCUGUUGCGAUUCAUAUUAUAUAAUAAGUAUACGUGCACCUCAAAAAUAACCUUUGUUACAUUUUUCACUCUCCCCGUAUAGUUAUGCCCCUCGAAGUCGUGUGUAUGCAUAUAUAUAUAUAUGUGUGUGUAUACCAUACACGACACGACAGUUGGCCGUUCUUUGUAUACGCGUAUACAUAAGGCGGCAAAAGUCGAAGGACGUGACAACAUUUUUUUCUUUUUUUUCGUUCCCAACACGCACACGUGUGUUCAGCAUCGCCAUGAUAUCAUAGUAGUGGUCGUGUGUCAUUCGACGAAUCGUGUUUCAGGUCAGAACGCUUAGGUACAUACGAUACGAUCGGGGUUUUUUUUUUUCAUAUUAUUUAUUUUUGUUUAUAAUACCUCACCUAUACGUAUAUACGUAUGUAUGAAUUCCGUCCGAUCGUAUUAUUAUAUAUUUUAUUAGUUGAACGUAACUUGCGAUUUAUCGUUCGAUACGGGUAUUUUGUUUUGUAAUAUUUGUUGUGUGUCAACAAAACAUGUAACGACGCGUCGUUGCUGGUGUCUCCGACGCCGCGAAACGUCGAUUUUUCCAUUAGCGAUUAUGUACGUUCCGAGUUUGUUACCAACACGUAAUGGGACAGAUAUUGAGGAAUGAGAGUAGGUAUUCUAAUUUACUUGACAAGGGAAAAUAUUUGGAAAAAAGAGGACCUGACAGAAGAAGAAUAUCAUGGUUUCAGAGUCUAAAAGUAUGAUUUGGAAAUAGCUCAUCAGAGUUGUUUCGCGUCGCAACCGACAGAGAGAGCAUUGCUAGAAUGGUCGCCAACAUUGGGAAUCGGAUAGGCACCCGAAGAAGAAGAGUUUAUUUCGAGUACUUAUUCCGGGUUUCACGAAAAUAAUAGUUGAAAUUUCACGUUCCGACGAAUUGAAAAAAUAAAGAACUCUUAACAUUUCUAUACUUUGAAAAAUACAUAUAUUUCAGACUCUUAUCGCGGGAAUUAAGUUUUUAUUUAUUUUUUCGACUUUACGAUUUUACGACUUUAUUUUUUUUCGGCAAUAUGCAAUUUUAAUUCUCAACGAUACAUUUCUUUAACGUGUAAUUCGUCUUUUCUGUACAGAAUCAUGGUUUGAAAAUUUAGUCGGUAGCUUACGACAAGGUCGCGUUAAAUUUCGGUUACAGAUUUAAUAGAUAACUAAAUUUCCAUUAAAAAUAUAAUAAUUGGCAUAAUGCGUUUCAUAUAGAAAGAAAAGUUUUUAUUCCGAAGCGUGACAAACGUGACGCGAGGUUUUAAAUUGGGUAGGUUAUGCAUUUUUAAUUGUCGUCAAUGAAAAUGUACCUAUAUAAUUAAUUAAGUAUGCGGUAAAGAUAGUGGUACUGUACAUAAUAUUAUUAUAAUGUGGUUUUCGUAUUAUUUUUUAAGUUUGCGGUUUCGGGUCGAGUUCAAAUAAUGAAAUCUCGACGAAAAGCGUAAGGAAAUUUACAUAGUAAGUGUAGGUAUAGAAACGUAUUUUAUUUUUUUUUUGUUUACUAAAUAGGUUAGCGAACACUUGAUGGUUUAUCAUGCGACACGAUUAUCGAAAUAAUAUAAUAAUAUUGUGUGUACCUGCCCAUUGUCAUACAAUACGAUUGUAUAUACAAUAUAUACACACUCGCAGUUAACUACGAAGGCGUAACUCUAUACAAUUAGGUAGUGAUUUACAUCCGAGUGUAAUUAUUCGCCGUCAAAGAAAAUACGUCUCGAGUACCCAUUCUAUAAAAAAUUUCACAUCGAUCGAAACGUUCUAUUACUUUUCACUCGGUUGGCGUUGGUCCACAGUUCCAUACACAGACAUACGAAAAGAAAUUUAAUUUCUAUAGAUAAAUAUUGUUAUAAAUUAUAGCAUAUUGUAUUGUUGUAAUUUAUUUUUUAUUAUAAUUUAAAUGGACGCGAUAACCGCAUGUGCUGUCCCUGUCUUAUAAACGUGCGACAUAGUAAAUUUUCGUUUGGCAUUAACAACUUUGUAGUUUGUGCUGUUGGUUUAAGUAUUUGAGUGAAUUGACUUAUAUUGUCAAACUUAAAGAUAAGAACAUAAUCUGUGCAAUGUUGGUGCUAUUUUUUUCGAUUUUUUAAUUUUCAAGCGAGAUAAAAUCAUUGUUAAAUUGUGAUAUUUCACUUAAAAAUGAAAAUGACGAAAAAAUAAUGUCAGCGUGCACGGAUUUAUGUUCAUAUCUUUAAUUUUGAUAAUGCCGUAGCUCAAUUUACUGUAAUAUUAAAACUAACAGUAUAAUGUUGUCCCAGCUGAACGCGAAUUUGAUGUGACGUAUGUUAUUCGUAAGAUAGUGGCAGCCAGUGUUGAAUCCAAACAAUUUUUUGGAGGAGAGAGGGUUUCAUUGGUCAUUUCGAUGUAAAACUUAGAGAUUAAAUAACGAGUAAUAACCACAUUUUAUUGACAGUUGUUUUUAUCGGGGGGGGGGGGAAGGGUGAAUGAAAUUUCAGGAUGAGCAUUUGAUCCCCACUACCUAAAGAUUACGUGGAUUUAACACAGCGAUUCCAGAUGAUUAAAUAGUACUAUUGUUAACUGUUAUAUUAUUGUUAUUAAACUUUUGAAUUGUGAAAUAUAUUUUGUUCUGCAGAUAUAGGUAUCGUUUUAACGACAGACACAUAAUACGUGAAGAAAUUUUAUCACCGGGUAUAGGCUAGCGUUAAAACAAUAAUAUAUUGGAAAUUCGAAUACAAAAUUACUUUUAUUUUCACGGUUACACCAUGUUUCUUUUGCGUUAUCUAUGUACAACGUUCACUAGAUAUGUCGGAAGUAAAUUCAAUUUGAUUUAUGUUACCGGAAAUUAAUAUAUCUAGAAAGAUGUUGUAGAUUGGUUGUGUACAUAUACUUUUACGAUUUUACCAUUGGCCACCCAUAUAAUAUACGCUAUUAAAUUAAACGCAAUGAAAGUGUAGGUACUCAAUUAAUCGAAGUAUAGUGUAUUAAAUGUAUUUUUUUUUUCGUCGAAGGUAAACUGGAAAUCGGUUUUUUUUACAGAUAUAAUCCACUAUCAUCAACGUCAUCGUUAAAUAUAAUAUUUAGAAGUUCAAAUUUAGUUGGAAAAUACAUUUUUAUAAUAAAUACAGUUAUUAGGUACUAGGUAUUUACACUCUGAAACAUAACUGGUACCUGCAGUAGACGGUUACAUAAAUCUAAUUACGAUUUCUUUAUGAACAUUUUGCAAUUUGAGUGAAGAAAAUAAACAUACAGACGUUUGAUAUACCUAGAUAGAGUCAUAAAGGUCAUUGGACUGGCAGAUACCUUUCUAUAUAAUUGCUUAAAGUAAUUUUGAAUUUCGUAAUUGUUUACAGUUUUUAAACUAAAUUAUAUUCAUGUAAAUCUGAAUACGAGUAUAAGUAUAAGUAUAAUUGUCUGAUUUUAAUCAAUAUUGUAUUUUUCACUAUUACACAGUUUUGUCUUAUCUCGAUAAUCUUACGUCAAAAACUAAUGUAUUUAUGUACUUACCUACCUAUUUCUAUUUCACUAUCUAUUUUGAAAUGUGAUAAUCCGAUUUUCAUUUUGUUUUUUACAACAUAAUUUUCAAAGUUUUUUAUAUCCUUUUGAUUUUUUUUAAUACUUAACUAUUAUUUAUUAUUUUUAAAUUCAUAUUUCUUUUACUUUUUUAGUCAGAAAAAUAAACAAUUUAAUGUGUUGGUACAUGGUAUACUUCCUAUACCUUUUUAUGUAUAGGUAAUUGCUAUUAGUUAUAUAUGCUAGGUGUUUACUAUAUGUAUCCAAUUUUAUAAAAUUGACCUCCGGUCGUUGAAUUAUUUAAAUACAUACAAAAUUAAAUAAAAUUAUUACUAUUAAUGCAUAAAAAAAAAAAAAAAAACCAGUACGUAUGCAUUUUUUUCUUAACCGAUAUCUAUAUCUAUCCGAAUCACUACUAUGAAGAAGGUUAGAUCGGUAUUCGAAUAGUAAAUAAAUUAACAAUAAUUAUAUAACACAUCGAGUUAUUUGAUUUCAAUGAUAAUUUUAGGGCCGAUUAAAUUAUAAACGACUUAUAAAAAUAUAUCAAUUAAUUUUUUCUUUUUAGCCUGAGUAUAUGUCUGGUUAUACAAUAUGUAAUAAUUUACAAAUUCAAUGUCUCUUUCCUUGGUAAAAUUUUAAAUACGCCACUGAAUCGGCUUAAAUAUUACCCACAUGAUGUAUAUUAUACAUGAUUAACAUUCGUGUUUCUAAUUUUAUACUAUCUUUAAAAUAGUCAUGCAUUAUUUUUUUAUUCGCCGCACCUUAUACGAUACAUAAUAUUAUUCCAAAGAAAAAUUUAAAUUUAUCAUUGUCGCGCAGUUAUCUGCGGGUACAUCUUCAUUGUUAUUGUGGCUUAUGCCCAAUGCCCAUGUAUACAUGCGUAGUAUAUGGAUAUAGACACGCUCGUGAAUUAUAAUAAUGUUAUUAUUGAAAGUUAUAUUAUCCAUUGAAUAAUUAAGUAACACAGUCGGUUGAAUUUUUCGUUCAUUAUAAUUCAAGUCUUAAAAAAAAAAAAAAAAAUAAUAAUAAUACGUAAAAAAAAAACAAAAACAAACAACUAUAAACUUUUGACACUGUUUUUAUUUUUAAAACAUUAUUGUUUUCAUCAGAGUAGGUGUACGCUAUCGUGUUGGUGGUAUGGUUCACAAUAAGUUAUUGUAUUAUCUUAUUUGUAUAGUAUAAAUGUCGAACCAGAUAACGGUUAAAAUAUAAUAUAUCUAGACAGUUGAAAGAAAAAAAAAGACCAAAUAUCCGAGAAACACCAAUAAAUUAUAGAAAAUAUUAUGACAUUAAGAUUAUUUUAUAACGAAUGAUAACUUUACAUUUUGUUUUCGCAGACAUGGGUAGUAUUUCAAAAAAAGUAUUCAAAGUACUUUUAAAAAAGUAUUUUAACCAAGUCCGCAGUUUUGGUGUUUUACGUAAAUAUUUAUUUUAUAGCGCGAAAAACUGCGUCACGAAAUUCGUAGAAAGUAGUCGGACCGGUUUUCAUUUCAUUUUAUUCAAAUAUAUAAACUAUAUUUGUUUACAUUUGUUGUAUUUCGACACUAUAAUAUUAUACGCGCGCAUCAUUAGUAAUUUUUAUAUUUUUUUGUUGUUAUAUUUAUAUUAUUAUACAUUUCCUUUUUAUAAAUGCUUUCGUUUUUUUUAAUAACGUUACAGCACAGUCUAGUUCAUUAAACAAUCCAGUUCAGUAAAAAUAAAUAAAAAUAUUAUGGAAAUUAUUAUACGACGGAGAUAAGUACCACCUACCUGUACAUGAAUUGAGCGAUAACCUAGCGUCAGUAUUUAUAAUGAUAUUACGUCGAUAUUAUUAUGUCGGUCUUUAUUAGCACCGGAUAAAUUAUUAUAUUUCGGUGUCUUGUUUCGAAAUGACCCAAUGUACUUAAUAAUAUCAAUAUUUUAUUACACAUAAUAAUACAGGCACUUAUUUUAUCGCGGCUUAGUGAAAGUAAAACGUGGGCAACUGUAUUUUAUUUUUUUUUAUAUAUAUGAUAAAUCGUAUCAAAUAGAUUGUUGAGGUUUGUCGAUGUGCGUACAAGAAAAAUCGUAUUAGUUUACCUUUGUAAUAUUAUAACAACUAUUGAGGUAAUUUACGAGUAUUCGUAAGUAGUAAUAAUUGUUUGGGUAGUGCCGGAUUGGAAGAUUCGCACUCAACAUCCAACCGACCCAAUGCAUGGUUUAUUUAUUGGAGAUACCACCAUCUCCCUAAUUUAAAAUUGUUGGAACGUGGUCUUUUUUUUUCAUCAAAGAAAUUAUCAAAUCAUUUAUAAGUUUUAAUCACUCCCACAAACAUUUAAAUCUAAAUACCUGACUAGGAAUAAUUUCCAAUUGAUCAUCCAAACAUCAUGGAAUCUGAAAAAAAAGAUGGGAAAGGAAUGUUGAUCGCAACACGAGAGUCUGAUGGCCAAUAAACAAUGAAACACAAUUGUAUAUUUAUUAACAUGUGUUUGCAGAUAUCUUAAAAUAUAUCAUUACUACUAUCGUCAGUGUCGGAUUAUUUGAAUAGCCAAGCUAACGGUCUUUUGUGCUUGAGGAUUCUAUAGCCAUAAUCUAUGAAUGUUCUUUCAACUAGGUGUUAUUAAGUUUAUCCUCUUCUUAUAAAUAGAAAUUCUCGGAACAUCUCUAGGAAAAAUCAAUAGUAAAUUUUAUAAAAAAAAAAAAAUUAAGCUAUAAUUUUUUAAAUUUAAUGUAGUAUUUUUAUACAAUUCUUUUCUAAUCUAAUCUAUAUGUUGGGGUUUUAUAAGAUUAUAUGAUUUUUUUUUCUUUUUCUUCGCUCACCUUCAUCCCGAUUAUUUGGGAUUACUCUUAUAUAUAUUCAUACUUAAACCGAUCCUCCACCUCGCAUACAUCGGCUGUCCUCAUAUAAUUCUCAAUCGUAUCGAAUAACUUCAUUUUUGAUCUUCCUCUCCAUCUCUUUCUUGCUACGUUUAUUUUUAUUACAAUUCUUAUUGCUUCAGAUUUCUUUUUUCUCAUGAUAUGUCCAAAACAUAACAGUAAUACAUACUUAUACCUUAUCUUAUCUUUCCUCAUCAUUCCACUCGACCAUUCAAAUGUUAUUAUUACUGCUACACUAAUUUACUGUUCUCUUGUCCAACACUCCGAACCAUACAACAUAUUUAGAACACUUCAUACUGUUUGAUAAAAUUUCACAAUAAUUGUUGACCCGACUUAAAUCUAUUUACCGCUUCUUACGACAGGUUUAGGUACCAUGGAAGUAUUAUGAUCCCCUUUCAUAGGAAAAAUGGUAUUGUUAUAAAGUGACUUUUUCCACCCUGCAGAAACAAUAAAAUAUGCUUACUGAAACUUUUCACCAGUACGAGCUCGGGGUCUUGGGUUCGCUUAACCCAUAGAAUCAUAUGCCUCCCUGAAAUGAUAUAUGAUUCUUAUAAAAUAAUAAAGUCAUUAUGUUUGACUAAAAAUUAGUUUUUCUAAAAUCUACUUUUAUUUUUCACAGAGAUUUAUUAAGAAUAUCAACUUUUGAAAAGAGAGUAAGGAGUCUAUAAGAAGUACCUAAUAUGUUGAAAAAUGUACCGAGAUUAUAAUAAUAUGAUUUCAGAUGCCUAAAUAACUAUUAGUUCCUUUAAUAAUAAGGAUUUUAUUGAGGAUUUUUACGAAAUACAUUUUAUUUCGAAUGGCUCAUGCAUCUAGUAUAUUUUUCAAUAUUUUUUGAAAAAUAGCUCUUUAAGAUAAGCUCAAAAGUCUAAAUAUUGCAAAUUUUAUACUUAUAUUUAAUUUGAUUUUUUUUCGUCAUACAUCAAGUGGCUCCUAAUAUACAUUAUAUACUCGUAUAUUAUUUCAAACAAAGGUAGACGUGAGUGACGUAUUUCACAAUUAAUUGUUGUUAAAACUCUAGUAAUUUUCCAUAAACUUAGAUGUAUCUAAAUAGGUGAGAAAAAAAAAUUCAAAAUCUUAUUCUAUAAAAAUCCUCUUUGGCCGCAAUCCGGUGAAUAGAGUUCGCCCAUUUUUAAGUUUAGCUCAUUGACAUUGAAAUGUUACUAUACCUAGCUGUGUUACGAUAACUUAUAAUACAUACAAUAGAAUGUAUUAAUCUCGCUUAAUGAACGGAUCGUGGGUUGUGUUUCAAUGGCUCGACAACCUCGCGGCGUUAUUGUUAUUCGUAUAAUUGUAAGACGACUAGACGACGACGGUCUUUGCUCGAUUUCGCCCAAACGUUUGCCAUGAAUUUUUAUUGUAAAGAUUAAUUUAAUGUACAUAGAUACAUAUAUAUGUUUUAAAUUUCAAUUAUAAAUGUAAAUCGAGAGCUGUGCAUUUUAAAAUACGGGUCACAUAUCGUUUAACGUCUUUUAAACUACAACCAUACGGAUAUAGCAGUUAACGCCAAUAUAGUGCAAUAUAAAUACGAAACGUUAUACUGGUCCAUUUUUUCAGCUGGUACCCACAAUUACACCUAAAGUGACAAUUCAAUUAUUGUUGUAUUGACUUUCGCAAAAUAUUUAUUGUUAUUAGUCCGUGAUUUCACGAAUUUAAUGGUUUUUCAGAAAAAAACACGUUUAAUGUUUAAUACUAUGUUGUUGCUGUUACUAUGGAAACAUAUACUCAUGUUAUUCGCAUUACAAACAAAGUGUUUGUCGAAGUUUUGACUCAUUUGUAGCCAAAAUGAUACUAGUGUUGUUUGUUAAUAUCUAUGUCUUGUACAACAGAUUUAUUUUAUUUUAUCACGAUUAUCUACGAAGAUUUUGAGUAUAAAAUUGAUUUUUAUUAGUUUUCGUCAGCUAUCGUUGUAUAAAAUCGUUAACGGUAUUAUUUACAAAUAUUUUUAAAAUUUUACUAUUAUUUGCACACACACUUACACAUACACAUAAACACAUAAUAUAGUUAUCAAUUUUUGAUUUUCGAAUAGCAACUAGAUUCGACAAUGGAAUAUUUUUCUAAACAUUUUGAUACGCGUUACAUUAAUAUUAUUAGAUACACCGUUUAUGAGCCUUAAAAUUUUAAAAAACAUACCAGAGCAGUAGGGUUAUCGUCUAAAAUUGGACGUGAAAUUACCCUUGCCUAUACUUUUCCGGUCUAAAUCAAAAGUCUAUAUGUGUUAAAUAUAAUAUAAUUUUGUAUGAUGAACGGAAUACGGGUGAAUUUUUAAAAGUUUCGUCAUGAAGACAGAACCGUAGCUAGAAGUAUUUUUCUGGACAGGCAAGAUGGUAAAAUAAUAUAAAUGUUUGAAUGGGAAAGACUGCUGCUAACACAAAUUUUCGAUUUUAAAACUGUGUUAAUUUUGGGAGAAAAGUAAGUCCGGGUCUACCAGGCCAGCCAGCUGGCUAUGCCACUGCACGAAGGUUUUUAAACACGUUUCUAUAAUAAUGUAAUGAUCUACAAAAAAAAAAAAACAAAAUCCAUUUUAUUUCAAAUCUUCUUCUGAAUAUUUGUUAGAUCGUGAUAACAAAAAAAUCAUUCUGUAUACGCGAAUAUCGUACGAGUGUAUGUAUACUCUAUGAUAUGUACGUGUCAGACGUAUAAAAUGUCGAGACUGUAAUAUUAUAUUAUAUAAACUGGGUUAUACUGUAAGGCACAACUUAUAUGAUAUAUACGGAUAUAAUAGCCGAAAGUUGACAGCGUACAAUUAAGGGCGUUUCCGGAAAGUUGUGUUGACAAUUUUGGCAUAUAAUACUCCUCUGCUGCAGAAAAUGCAUUCAAACGAUAUUAAAAUAUCUCUAUAUAGAUUAUAUUAUAUUAUAUUUAUGUGAAUUCGUUGUUAGCGGGGUUGAUAAAAUUGAUUUUCGCGAAUAGAUAUAGGUAUGGUACAAACGGGGAGUAUAACAAUAUUCUAAAGUCCUAAAUAAACUCAGAGCAUUCACGUGGAUAUCUAUCAACGUCGUUUUUUAAAACUUCUACAUUACAUUUUCGUUUGAAAUUUAUGUUUAUAAAAAAUGCUAUGCGUGUAUGAUCUUGGGAAAUAUUGUAUUGUUACUUAAUAUUUCAAUAAUUUGAGUCGUUUAUUUUUGAUCAACAUAUUUUAAUGACAUUAUACAGGCCGAUGUUUUUUAAUAAAUUAUCACCACUUUUGUAUGGUUAAAAAAAUUAAUUAUAAAUUCAUUUUUUCUCUUAAGAAUUUCAUUGUUCGAAUUUUGAUAACAAAUCUCAGAAAAAUUAUUUGAACAAAUAUCGGCGUUCUCAUUUUUAUUAAUGAAAGUUUAUAAAGUAUAUACUUAAAUGUAGGUUUAUUUUAAAUUUGAGGGAUGGGACAUCGAAAUCACUGAACAAAACAAAUUGUGUUGAUCCAAACCUAAUAUUGCUCUAAAGGGACUGGAAAACAUUAAAAAAAAAAAAAAAAAACAUUAAAUCUAGUUCUUAGAUGAAAAACCACGAGGAGUUUUAAAAAAAUUGAGGAGAAAAUGGAAAAACCACUCUGAGUUGUUGGUUGCGGAAUUUCUCAUCUUCAGUAAUAGUACAGUUCAAAAAUUUAACAUGAAGUCGCCUGGAUGAAGUUUUAAAAACGUCUGCAAGCAGACUUGUUGAUAGCUAUUAUGAUAAAUUAUACGGAAUUAUGCAAAAUAAACGUGUACAAUAUUAUGUAAAUUUAAAACGAACAACGUGUAAAAAAAAAAAAAUUCAAGGCAGACGGAAUGUCAAGGCUAUAUUACACUAUUAUUACUUUAUACAUUACAGUUUAGAAUUUAGUAAAUAGUAGUAAGUACAACCCAAAGAUGACAGUAUUAAUGUAUUUAGAAUAAUCAUUUUGAAAUGUAGAAAAUAUUACGCUCGCAUAUUUUAUUUUCGAGCAAAUUUCACGGUCUGCGUGUACACUAAAAUAAACGGCCGUGACUCUGAACAGAAUAAUCGCAAUGAAUCACAUAUUAUUAUUUUCACUUUGGUUAUUUUAUAAUGAUCGCAGUUAUCUAUUUAUGAUGAUUACUGCGACGCAGGACAAUUAUAAUUAAAAAAAUAACAAAAAAACAAUUUAUUCUAUAAGUACUGUGCCUGAAUAUUUUGCGUCGUGCGAAAACUUUUAUUUCACCGAUUUAGUUUCGUUUUUCUAUAAUUUCACGGGUAUGCACGCGAGUCAGUUUGAAAUAAUAAGGGUGCGGAACGCGGCUGAGAUUAGGUUCCCGCUCAGAGUAGUGCUGGCGACGUUUUUAUUUUUAAUGACCUCGAUCGGUCAGCAAACCAAUGACACCGGCGCGUCUGUAAAUGUUGGUUUGUUUGAUUUUCGGUCGUCCAUACAGUGUGUACUAUUUCAAAAAGGUAUAAAUGCAUCGCAACCACGGUGAAUAUAAUAAUUAUAGUCUAUGAAUACGAAUACGGAGUUUUAAAUUGAUCGUUUGCGGUUGGGGUAGUCGCAUAAUAAUAUAUUCUGUAGGUGUAAGUUCUCUAGGAAAACCGACGAGUAAGCGAGAAUAACGGACGGCACAAAACCCGAGUAGGUAAUAAUAAUAAUAAUAAAAAUGAUGUACGUUACGUAUGUUUAUACGUUUUAAUGCAGUUUUAAUUUAGUCGUGUUGUGAAAAUACAGCUACGGUUUCCGCUUGUUAUUACAAGUUGCUCGAUAAUAAUAUAAAGGUGCGAUUAUGGUGUUAUUGUCGUAUAUUUCGUAUAUUUAUUUUGUUGUAAAGUUUAUAGAAAAUGGUUUUCUGAGUAUAACGACGAAUGAGCUUUAUUGUAGUUUUACCAAGAUGUAUUUUCUUCCUCUGCUCCUCUCCCCUACCCCGAAAACACUUUCGGUUCUCUAAGAACGUUCCGAAACUUUUCACCACGUCUCGUACACCUUAAAAGAUGUGGAUAUUAUUCCCGGUGGUAUCAUUAAUAGAAACAUGUUUUCCCAUUAGAUUCCAAAAAGUUUUUCGAAACAAUUUGUGUACAAGCUGAUAACAAAUGACGACAAACCGGUUUCGCAUAAAAUGUAUUCUACGGUUGGUGGAGAUCUGAAAUGCUGAAUCAAAGUACAAUAAUGUUUUCAAACAUACCAUUCUUUAUAGGAUGGUGUGCUCUUGAGUUUUGCUCACGGUUUUUUUGUUUUGUUGAUUUUUAGAGUUCCCUGGUUUAAAUCGCGGGGGAAAAAACCGAUACAUACUUAAUAACCUAAUCUAACCCCGGUUCCACUCAGAAUCGUUUUUUGUUUGUAAUACAUUUCGUCAUUGCUCUACGUACCUAACCCGAUUUACAAACUCAUCCGAUCCUACGGGCAUAUUUUGUAUCACGAUUCACAUAAUAUUGAUAAUGACUAUCGGAUACGUCCCGGGGACAGCUUCCCAGCGGUCGACACGACGGCGGAGGAUUGCCCGGGGAGUUCGGCACCGUCGUAGUCGCCGACAAACGGAUUUUCGUUACCUAAGCCGUGUUAUAGAAUUCUCGCGGUUCGGGACUUGAUGGACGGACGCUAUUUUGGAGGUCGACAGAGACGUCAUAUAUGUACUUAUAAUACCGCAUUCGAUUUAUAAUAAAAUAAUAAUAAAUAUUAUUACGUACGCGGUCGUAUUAUAUUAUUAUUAUUAUUAUUAUUAUUAUUAGGUAUAAUAUUAUAUUGUACCGCAGCAGCACAGGCCGUAUCACACGACGAAGGCAGGUACCCAUAGGUAGGUCCAUAGCCGAGUCCGACGUAUAGCAUACUCGACGAUAAUAUUUAUACGUGUAUGUGUAUAUAAUUUUUUUUUUUUCUUAUCCUUGGCACUCGGCGCGAACAAUCGCAACAAUAUCGUAUUAAACGUUACUAUCGUGUCGACGAGCCUUUCUCCGCUCUCGUGUUACAUUAAUACUAUUGCAUGUAGUGAGCACCUGUGCGUACGCAUACGCGAGUUACGGUUAUGACAAUAAUAUAAUAGCGAAAUAUAUCAAUGCGCGCGCACGGGUGCGGCAGCGGCGUUCAAAACCGAUACGAUAGCUAAUAACUGUACGUCGGCAUAAUAUUUUCAGCCGACGCAGUCGCGAUUUUCGCCGAUCUACCGUAUCUAAAACGUAAUAAAACCGAUAACCUAUAUUCGUGUCGGAGGUUAAUCGGUAAUUUUCGAUUUCGUCCGUCCGGCGCGAUCGCGCGAUCCGUGUAAACGUUACUUAUAUAACAUUAUAACGAGUAACCGCUUAUACCGCGUGUCCGGAAGUCUGCGAUAAUGAUAUUCGUACAAUCCUUUCCGUAUCCUCCGGCCGUGCACGCGUUCGCAGAAGGACCACUGAGUCCGUCGUCGGUUCAAUAAUAAUAAACGAUAAUAUAAUAAUAUUAAAUUGCACGAGUUUUAUCGGUAUGUUUCUUAUUGCCCGCGCACACUCGCCGGCGGACGGCUAUCGCAUCGUAUCAAAUACCUACAGCACUUUACGCGCCACUGUUCAAGGCGACCAUUGGCAUAAUACAAUUUUCUCGCGGAACUAUUAUCGUUUCCGGCCGCCGGACGGUAGAAAAAAUAAUGGUCGAAAAUUGUUUAAAAAAACAAACGUCACUGUUGUAAGUACAAAGUUGCAAAGGUAGGAUGUAAAGGGGAAUUUAAUCUGUACGCCACGAUUAACCAAUGCCAACGAAAAACGAUUCUGAUGAGCGGAGGUCGGUUAUAUAUGUUUUGAAAGACCGUAAUAUGGAUAAUAAUAAAUUUCGUAUAUUUUCCCGUUAUUUCUACGUUUUUUUCCGAGUUUUUUCUCAAUUAUUGUUAAAACACUUGAGGAAAUCAAAAAAUGAUUACCUUAAAGUACCACUCCAGGAAAAUUUCUAUUCAUAAAAAAUGAUACACAAGAAAAUCUGAGCGAAAUUCCAAGUAGAAAAAUUUUUCUCCGAAAAACAAAUAAAAAAUAAACGUCUUCGUAAAAAAAUGUAAAACCAAUAGAAAAUAUCCGGAUCGUUCGGAACUCACAAACGUAUAAUUAUUGGCCCUAUAUUAUUAUAUAUUGUGUUUAUUGAAACAUCAUUACUCACGGUAAAAUAUAUUUAAACGAAUAAUGUACGGAUAUUGUCCAAAUAAUAAAAUUAUCGAAUUAUUUCCAAGGCGUAGUGGUAAACCGCCUACGUCCAAAAUUAUGACGUAUUUACUUCGGAUUACUGAUCAUCAAAAUGUUGCAUAUUGAUUAUUGUGUGUAAGUGGUUAAUUCCUCAAGGGAAACCGCAAAACUUUGUACGUUAUAAAGUGCGAAAAUUAUACUUAAUAUUGUUUUUGAAUCAGUUUAAAUAAUUGUGCGUAUUAUUAUAUAAAACCUGUUUUUUAAACCAGUAGAUAACCAACCCGUAAACGGAGGUCCCCAAACCUUUUUUUCUAUUCCAUACUUUUGACAUAUAAAAAAAAAACCAGUUUAUUGAAAAAAUAACUUGUAUAAACUAUUAUAUAAGUUAUUUUUUUAGUAAUAAUAGUAAUUGCGAUGGCCUGUACAAUGGUUAGUACAAUAUUACAUGUCAAUAAACAUUCUGCUAGACAGACAUACAGGUAGCGGUAUAGGAGGAUAUAUUUAAUUUAUUUAACUAUGGUUCAAUAUAAUAUCGUAAUUAUUAAAAAAAAAAUAAAAAAAAAAAAAACAACGCACGCUAUUAGUUAACUGUAAUUGCAUUUUGAAUGAUAACUUCAAAAGAUAAUUGUGAUACUUAGGUUAUAAUAUACAUUUUUAAAUGUUUUAUUUUGUAUUAUAAUACAAUAGCAUUAUAAUAACUCAAUAGGAUCUAAACAAUUGUUGAAAAAACAAUUUUAAAUAUCGCGAAUAGAACAAAAGUAUUAUUGUAUGUUGUCAAAUCAUAUCCAAACAUCCUGCCAUAUACACAUAUUAUAUAGUUAUUAUGAUUGCAAUUCUACUUUUCAAUAAGUAAAUAAAAUUAUAGUAUUUUCAUCUACAAGUAUUUAAAAUCGAAAUGAUUUGAAUUUAAAUUUCGUAAACUUAUGCGAAUUUAAACCUUACGAGAUCUUGUUGGGUUUUUUUUUUGUUUUUUUUAUUUUUAUCAAUGCACAUUAUUUUCAUUACUGUUGAUUGAUAUUUACAUCUGUUUGUAUUAUAUUUUUGUCACUUUUUUGUAUUAUAGGCAAUGUCGGAGUUUUUAAAGAUGAUAAACGAACGGAGAAGACUACGCACGCCGAUCCGGUGUCUUUGGCAAUCGGCGAAUUCGGCCGAUGGCAAGCAUUGCUCACAUUAAUUUUGUCUUUGCUCAAUUUGCCUUGCACGUGGCACAUAUACGUACUUACGUUCCAAGGGGCGGAUACGGACUUUUGGUGUGCACCACCACCGGGUGUACUGCAACGGAUAUCCGUUGACCAGUGGAAGAAUUUAAGUGGCGUGUUUCCCGCCAUAACGCCGACCAAGGUAAAGCCUUAAAAACAUACAAUUGAAAAUAAAUCGAAAAAACAUAAUGUUCGCUAACUUUCGAUGAAAUGUACUAUUUAGGGUUUUUGUAAUUGACCAGUUGGUAGCGUUUUCAGUGUAAAGUAUUUAGUUUAUAUUUGAUGGAGAUAACAAUUUUAGACUUUUUGUAUUCUGCUUUAUAACGGUGGUAUCGAUGUAUAUCUUAUAUUAUAGAGCAAAAAUGAAAAACAAAAAAUUACUAGUUAAAUGGACGAGAAAAAUUGAAUUUCUUGGAGAAAAAAUAACAUGUUCUUAAUCGGGAGUCUUUGUGUAGUAUUGCGUACAAAUAAGCUUUGAAGUUAAAGUAAUAAAGUAUUGCAAAGCGAUAAUGUGAUGUGAAUAAUAAUAUUGCAUAUUAUUAUCAAUUUUUUGGUUAAACUUAAAAUGGGUAUUAUGUACUGCGUAAAUUAUGAUAAUAUACAUAAGUAUAUUAUCAAAAUUUACGCAAUUUAUAUCAAUUAAAUAUUAUGUCAACAGUUAAAAGUUGAUUUUAUAUUUUAUAUUUGUCAAAUUAUAAACAGUUUUUGAAAAAUAAAAAAUUAAUAAUUAUAUUAUUUUAAAAUUAUUGCAAACUCAUGUUGGUAUGUAUAUAUUUUUUUGUAUUUUGUGAAGAUGUCUUAAAUUAAAUUAAUAAGGCGUAAACUUUCAUUUAAAUAAAUAAAUACAAAUACACAAUAGGUAUGUGAAUAAGUAUUAAAACAUAUGAAAUGUAUUUUUAUGUGAUAUAUUUUACUAUUUUCAUUGUAUCGUUUAUAGUUUAAUGAACGUAAUUUUUUCGAUCACUAUUUAACAGACGCCAGUGUACAAUCCCUGUUAUUAUCGCGACCUAAAUUACGAGAGUUUACUCGAAAAAAAUAAUUACAAAGAUUUACUGCAGACAUAUACCGACAAAGACAAGAUUAAGGCGUGCACUUCUUGGCAAUUCAAUACUUCCGAGUUUGGUGAUACAAUCACUUCCGAAGUAAUUUACAUUAUUAAUAAAAAAAAAAAAAAAACAAAAAAACUAUUGAUUAAUGACGGUACUUAAUUGGAUUUAUAGUGGAAUCUCGUGUGCGACCGGAAAGAUUUGAAAAACUUUGCCGAGAUGAUGUUUUUGAUGGGCGUAGCUUUCGGAGGUUUCUUCUCCGGUCUCGUGUCCGACAGGUAAGCCAUAUCUCGACAACACGAUAACGCUAAUAAGUAGUAACAACUAUUAUGAAUAUUGUAGUUUGUGUGACAUUGUCUCCGUACGUACCACGAGAAAGGUGCAAACGUGUAAAAGAAUUAUAUAUGAACCGAAUGCUAUAAAUAAUUCUCAUACGCCUACUUGUUUAUAUACGGUUUAAUUUUUCGUACGGACGCACGAAAUUUUGUUAUGAGAGUUAAGUUGGGUGGUAUUUAUUUACCGUGGGUAUAAUAUUAUUAAAUAAUAAGUAACAAUAGAAAGAUGGAAUUUAUCAAUAACAUAAGGUCGAUGGUCGAACGUCGAACAUAUUAUUGUUUCGUAUCACUUUUAUCCGUUUCGUUUUCGUUUUAUUUUCUCUCCUCGACCGUUUUUACUAUAAUAGAGGUAAUUCAAUAUCCUUAUUAUUAUCCGUUAUUGGGGAGGGGGAGGGGAAAGGAGUGUAAGACGAGGGUACUUAUAUAUUAUAUAAAAUUCGUUUAAAGAUCACGUUCCGAUAGGCAUUAUUGAUUAUAUACAUAAUUGUCGGUAGGGAUACUUUUAAAGUUUAAAUUCGAUUUUCGAAUUAGAAAUUAAAUUUUGUUUUAUCCGCUGCCAUAAAGAAUUUAAAGGAAUAAUAGUAAAUUAUUUAUCAAAAAACUAUUUUACGGGUGUAUUAUGCCAAUAUAUAAUGAUAUUAUGAUGAUUUAUUUAUAGUGGAUGAAUUUAAUGUGUACAAUAAUUAAUUCAGGUUUAUUGACACAUAACCAUUUUUAAAACAGUUUUUGUUCAAAAAGUUUUAACAUUUAUUUUUAGAUUCGGGGUGGUAUAUUGGUUUUACUAUACGUGUUGUUUUUAAAUUGUUUGCAUCUUUUUGCUACUUUUAUUCCAGAACUUUAUUUAGAACAAAGACGAGAUACCUUUUUGGUAUAUUUUGAAUGUAGUUGGUGCAUUGGGAUGGGUAUUUUUUUAUAUUUUUCAAGGGGUUUUUUCAGAUAAUUGGGUAAAACCAGAAACAAAAUUAUAGUUAAAACGGAUAAAUAUUUACGGUGCGCUGAAGUAUUACAGAUUUUGUUAUUUUUAAUUUUUAGUUUUUACACAUUAGGUUUUCCACCAGAAAUUUUGUUGAAAUUUAAAAAGCCAUUUUAGAUCUAGUUCACGAGUACCUAAGUAAUUCGUUUUUUUAAUUUUUUGUCAAUUUUUAUUAUAACUGAGAAAAACUGGAAAAUAACGAAAAAUGAAACCUAAUAAAUUUACGGCGUAAGAUUUAACUAAUUUAAAUUUAUGCGCAAUAAGUUUUCUACUAGAAAUAUUGCUCCGAUUUUCAAGUGUAGUAUCUUUUCUGAAAGAAAAUUUUACCUGAAUUCUAGGGAAGUCAUUUUUGAAUUAUAUCGACACAUAGAUGUAGGUUAAGUUUAAUGAUUUGAUAACAUGGACUGAACAUACGAGUAGUUUCGUAGUUAAGUUUUUUUUCAACCCUCAUAGUUAUAAUUCAUCUCGUUUUAUUUUUAACUGCGUGUACAUUUAUAACUGUUAGCUAUUUUUAGUACAUAUGUACUGUUUGUGUGAUUGUAGAUUCGGUAGAAAAAAGACAUUGAUGGCUUCUUUGAUCAUGCAGUUGGCUCUCGGAAUUUUAGUUGCCAUUUGUCCUUGGUUUGAAAUGUAUCUGGUAUUAAGAUUUAUAUUGGGAUUCGUUUGUGUGAGCAUUGUCUUCAGCGGUUUCGUGUUGUGUAAGUGCUGAAAUUUAAUUUACAAGGGUUUCAGAGUGUAUAAUGUUUAUUGUUUUAUUUUGUUCAUAUUGUAGGCAUGGAAUUGGUCGGCGGUAAAUGGUUGACAAUCGCCGGUGUACUCUAUUUGCUUCCGGUCCCGAUGAGCUACAUUAUAAUCUCCGGUAUCGCAUACAUUUGCCGAGGUUGGAGACUUUUGCAAUGGUGCGUUACAUUACCGGCCGUGUUUUUCUUGGUGUUGCAUUGGUGAGAUAUUUAAAACAAAUAAAAACCGUAGUGUAACGAAUAUUAUAAACUAACGAUUAUUUGUUUUAGGUUCAUUCCCGAAUCGCCGAGGUGGUUGUUAGCGAUGGGAAAAGUUGACGAGGCCAUGGAAGUUUUACAAAAAGCAUCGAAAGUCAAUAAACAUCCGCUGCCGGCGAAUAUGGACAAAAUCCUCAACCAAGUAAGCUGGGAUGAAUUUAAUACUCAUUUAAUUUGAUUCGCCAUUCAAAAAUAUAAAACAAUAAUAUAAUGAAUCAUAAUAAUAUUUUUUUAAUACAUUUACCUUGUUUAAAACAUAAUUUUUGUUUUGUAUUUCAGAGUAUUAGUAAAUUUGAGAUUAACGGCAAACCCAAAGUGCGCGUUUCGGAUUUGUUUCGUACCAAAAAUAUCAGAAAAAUUUCAUUGGUUUUAUACAUACUUUGGUUCAGUCUUUACUUGGUUUACUACGGUCUUGUACUCAAUCUGUCCAAUAUCGGUGGAAAUAUAUUCAUAAAUACUAUAUUAUCGGGUAAUUAUAUUUUUUCCUCUCUGAAGCGUUAAUAAUUAUUGUAACUGAAUUAUAUUGUAUACAUAUAUUUUAAGUUUAUAAUUUAUUAAAAUAUACUUACUGUAUAAUAGAAAAUAUUUGAGACGUUUAUUAGAAUUUCUCAUAAGAUUAUCGAAUACGUUUUAGGUGUCGUUGAAAUUCCAUCGAUAUUGAUUAGUGUUGUAAUACUGUUAAAAAUGGGUCGACGGAUGCCUUUAUGUGUUACCAUGGUGGCAGGAGGAAUAGCGUGUUUGUUAACUACGAUUCUUCCACCAGGUAUGAUGUACUCGUAUAGUUGUUUUUUUUUUUUGUGAUCAUUUUUAUCUGAAUUUUUUUUUAACAUCGGUGUUUUUUUUUUAAUUUAUCAGAUACGGAAGAAUGGGUAUCGUUAUCGUUGGUAAUGGCUGGUAAAUUUUCUGUAUCCUCAUCGAAUGUCAUUAUGCCUUUGUACACGGCUGAAUUAUUCCCGACGGUCAUACGGAACUUAGGCGUGGGAACUUCGAACAUACCCGCGGGAAUCGCUCUUAUCAUGGUUCCGUACCUUUGGAAUUUAGUAAGUCUAUAAUAUUAUUCUUCUGGAAUUGAAAUCUACAGGAUUAUUAUUCUUGUUAUUAUUUGUCUUACUACAGUCUCCGGUGAGCAAUGUUUUACCUUUAAUGGUCUUGGGAACGGUCAGCGUCAUCGGUGGGUUGUCCGUACUUAUGUUACCGGAAACGGGCAGUCAUCUAUCGAACACAUUGGAAGAAGUGGAAGAAUGUAUAAAGUGAGUUUUUUAAGGGGUGAAAACUAAAAAAAAAAGAAAAGAUUAUACAAUUUUUUAUAGUUUCGAAUAUUUAUAAUAUUAUGUUUUGUUUCAGCAUAUCGAAUAGUUCGCAGAAAAAAUACAUCGAUACGAUCAGUAAUAACGUACAAAAUACACCACAGUCCGAGAAAGAAUAAUAUUUUAUUCUAUUAACAUCAUAUCAAUUAUUAUACCUACAAUAAUUAAUGGUUCGUUCGUUUUGUCUUCCUAUAAUCUUUUUAUUACAUUUUUGAUAAGUAAGUAUAGAUACUAUAUAAAAAUAAAUUAUUGUUUUUAUUCGUUCGAUUUGUUACUGUGAUAAAAGAUAUAUACACAUAUACGCAGGUAUUAUUAUCAGUGGUAGGGCGAAUAUUUUUUUUUGUUGUAUGAAGCAGUUUUAGUUAAGUACAAAAAAAACUUCAUAACAUCCAAGCCUAGGAGCUGUAUUUAAAGUCACUAGACGUAUUUCACCUUUUUUGUUAACACAGUUAACGAUAAAGUUCCAUAUAUAGACAAACCCAUCCACCCACCUAAUUUGGUUAUGAGGCAGCCGUCUCUUAGAACACCCAUUCAUGUCACCACUGAUUAUUUUAGUUGAUGAAUAAGUUUACAACAAAGUAUUACGCAGAUAAAUGUAUUAUAUUACGUUAAUAUAUUAAAAUAAAACUAUUGUAUUAACUUAUGACUUACAAGUUAGACGUAAGUAUUAUAAAAUAUAUGAUAUAUAUGUUUUACAAAUUAUUUCCUAUGGAUAAUAUUGACAUUAUUAUAUAGAUAUUGUUUAAACUAAGAAUAUUCGCUUUUUUAUCAUUAUAAAAUGUAUAUAUUUAUAUUAUUAUAUUUAUAACUGUACUAUAUACUAUUGUGUGGGUAUAUUGUUUAUACUCUAACUAUAGUUUAUAUAUAUAUAUAAAUCAACUAGACAAACGACUGUAUGAUAGAGUUCCAUAAGUGGCAUAAAGUUAGCAGCCAUACUAAGAGGACAAAUUAUAUUAUUGAUUAACGCAUGAAAUUCGUACGAGUGUGUUUAUGCCAUGAAUUGUACGAUGAUAUUUUAGAAACAAUAUUGUGAUUCAUUCCAAAUGUUAUUCGUGUUAUUACUACACAUAUUUGCCACGUUAUCCGUGACUUAAGCAAAUAUUAUCGUGGUGAUAAUUGAAAUUUCGCUUCGCGGUAUACACCUGCAAUAGCAUCAUAUUUGCGCAUAUAGUCGGUUAUCUAGUUGUUUUAAAAUUAUGUAUACGUUUAAUUAUUAAGGAUAUACAUCUGUGCCUAUCUACAGACAUUUUAAUUUUAGUCGUGUUAUAUAUUUUAUAAUUUAUAUUUUUUAAAUACGAUUUGGAUACAGUAUAAUGUAUUGUGUAUUAUCAUAUAUUAUUAUUCUUAACCUUAAAUUAAGUGCAUAUUAUAAUAUACGAAAUGUAUAAGGUAUUAAUCGAUUUAUUAUAAACAAUUUGUUG
This is a messenger RNA of Cinara cedri, 87909 nucleotides long. Lineage: Eukaryota; Metazoa; Arthropoda; Insecta; Hemiptera; Aphididae. The record is from the annotation of a GenBank genome assembly.